Messenger RNA from Pelobates cultripes (western spadefoot toad), 59265 nucleotides. The record is from the annotation of a GenBank genome assembly. NCBI's taxonomy places the organism in Eukaryota, Metazoa, Chordata, Amphibia, Anura, Pelobatidae.
GCUGAGAGCGUGUAUAUCUGAGCUCAAGAUCUGCACGGGGAAUCAUCAUGUUGAGAAGGAAGAAGUGGUACUAAAUCAAAGGAAAAAGGUCCCUCCUUACAUUUGGAAAGGAGAGAAGAUAAAGUCGCCUUUUAGCUCUCCGAGGAGGUAGGUUCACAUUGUAACCUGCAGGAUACAUUUUAAAAUUCAGAAUUAGUCUGAUUGAUAGAGAAAUCUCCGCAGAUUUCAUUAACCAGGUGCUAGAACACUGAGAGGUAAAAUUUUUAAUUUAGGUUACUAUAAAAUGAUUCUUAUUUAAAAACUUGUAAUUAUCUUAAAUAUAUUUCCUGCUUAAGAAACUGUUAACUAGUCAGAGGUGUUCCUUUAUGCCAAGCUACAAAGUAUCUUAAAGACUUUACUAAGGAAAUCGCAUGACGUCUCUCUGUGAGUUUAACCUAGUUACAUUGUAUAUCACAUAUACUUAUCAUGGUUUCUUGAUAUAGCCAUACCUUGCCGCCUGACCUGUUAAUGUGACUAUGUGAGGUUUUAUAAAUCUGAUUCCACUCUAAGAAUUGUAGGAAUGUCUGUAUCAUUUAUGAACAUCAUUUAGUGUGUGUGUGUGUGAUUUAUAAGGAAAUCUUCUUUAUUCUUCUUUUCCAUUCGGUUCUAAAGCUCCAAUUAAACAGAAAUGCAAUUAAGGGGAUAUUUCUAUAGAUAAAUUAUUAAGUAACUGUGAACUUAUUACAAAUGUAUGUACUGCAUAAAAUACAUUAGUCUCCUAUGGGUCAAAAAUCAAUAUAUUAAACAAGUGAGCGUCAUGUUAAAAGAUGGAGUUUUGGAUCAAUUUUUUUAAUAUACUUAAUAUGUACUAUUUUUACAUAUUUAAUAUCCUUACCAUGUAAUAUACUGUGUAAUAAUCGUAAUAAUACUUUGCAUAUUAUAAUUAUAGUGACUGAUUUCUAUCAUCUUGUUUAAAGUUGAUAAAGAAAUACGUUUCCUCUAGAUACAACACUAUGGAAAUUAUUGGCUAUUUAUACAUAAAGAACAGACACAUAAUUUGGCCCAUUCCAAAACUAGACAACACAAAAUGUAAUCCAGUAGAAUAUCAGUUCUUGAUUUUGGUUACAUUUCUUCUGUUUUACUUGACUUGUUAUUUAAAGAAUGAUAUAUAUAGACUGGAUUCUUUAAAUGUGCUAGUUAGGGAGUCAGUCACUAAACAGUGAGGGUUGUUGAGCUGGUAAUCAGCUUAAAAUGCUUAUGCCAAAACAGAAUUGAAUACUUUUUCCAGUUUGGUUAUCUUGUCCUGAUAUUUUGCCAAGGCAGUUCACAAAUCACAGCAACACACUGUGGAGUAAGUCAACCCUUAAAGGACCACUAUAGUGCCAGGAAAACAUACUCAUUUUCCUGGCACUAUAGUGCCCUGAGGGUGCCCCACCCUCAGGGUCCCCCUCCCGCCCGGCUCUGGAAGGGGGAAAGGGGUAAAAACGUACCUUUUUCCAGCACUAGACGGGGAGCUCUCCUCCUCCGUUCCUCCUCCUGGGCUGAAUGCGCACGCGCGGCAAGAGCUGCGCGCGCAUUCAGCCCGUCGCAUAGGAAAGCAUUUACAAUGCUUUCCUAUGGACGCUGGCGUACUCUCACUGUGAAAAUCACGCAAGCGCCUCUAGCGGCUGUCAAUGAGACAGCCGCUAGAGGCAUUGGGGGAAGGCUUAACCCAUUCAUAAACAUAGCAGUUUCUCUGAAACUGCUAUGUUUAUAAAAAAAUGGGUUAACCCUAGCUGGACCUGGCAGCCAGACCACUUCAUUAAGCUGAAGUGAUCUGGGUGCCUAGAGUGGUCCUUUAAGCUGUAUAAAUAUGUUCAAUAGAAUAUAUCAGGUAAAGAGGAUUGUGUGAAAGGGAACAAACUCCAAUUGUUCAGAUUUUCUUUCCCCAGUGGAUUUCAAGUUUACAUUGGGCAUUCAUAUAGUGACAGCUGGUUUUCAGGAACAAGAUCAAAGCACUCUUAGUUUGCUAUACCCAUAUCUCAAUCAUAUUUUAUUUGUGACUUCCCCACAAAAAGGACCCAGAUAAUGAAAAUCAUAAUGGCAUCUAAAUACUUCAAAUUGCUUCCAGGCUUAAGGAUGUGUCUUUCGGGUGCAAACAAAAUUACUACCAUCUGAUCUUUUUCUGGGUAUAAAUUGUAAAUGUACAACUAAUUACAUUGACACUCAUGUUUCAGAGUUUAAACAUGAAUAAUUGUUAUAGGGAAAUGGACUCCAUUUACAGAAAUGGUGUCUUAAUGUUCAAUGGUAUGAAGGCAAUUAGGCCAAUGAAAAAGCUUUUGUGAAUAUUGUAUAGUAAUUGUACAUGUCCUUUGGGGGUUAAAAGGGCUGGUAUGGUUUAAAAUUACUAGAGCAUGAUGCCGACCUAUAUCCCUGUUUAUUUUAAGGCAUUGUGAUACUUUACAUAAUGUCUCUCUAUGCAUCAGUUAUUGGAAACUCCGUUCUGUAAUACUGUGUUGAGAUCACCUUUUUGGUGUUUUCUAAAAAAUAAUCUAAUGUACCCCGAUAAGUCUGUGUAUUUGCAGCAGUGAAGUGACUUUAGCAGAUUUGGAUGUAUCAUCCCAAGAACUGUUAAUGGACACACACGUUUUGCUUACAAGAGCAAUACCAUAAGAUUCCAACACCAGGAUAUUGUACCCUUUUCAAAAUGCAAUAUUGAGGUUGUGUUUAUAUUUACGCACAAGGAUACCUUGUAGCAUGCCGUUUGUCUUGCAUUUGCCUACAAAUUAUUUUUAAGCGUACUUUAUUUCUUGUAAAAUUAGCAACAUAAUUAGGACAGAGUGUUAUUGUUGGUUGUAGAUGGAGACGUACUUUGAUCUGUAGAUGUAUGUUGUGUAAGAGUGAAAAUAGUGCAAGGCGGCUGCGCAGAGCAUAUACUGAUUUGCCAUAGAUAAGUAAAUUAUUGUGAAAUGGCAUGUAGCAACAAACUGGGGUGGCUAUAUAUCCGGGGAGCCUGUGUCCCCUUUUAUUGUGUCAUUCUAGAUAGAUCAGGUAAUCAGUUAUAUAAGUGUGCGGGAACUAGAGUGAUCCAUAAUUUCAAGUCUAAAUUGAGAUAGAUUAUUUUCUGUGUCCACUUUAUUGAAUAGGUUGAAAGGAUAAAACAUUAUAUUUGUUGCAAGCGCUAAAUUAAAGUUCUGUAAUGUUGGUGACAAUUGCUGUGUGUGGACUUAGGAAAUGUUAAGACAUUAGUAUGUCUCAUCUCAACAGCACAUUGUAAAACUUUCCACUGGCAGACUUUUAAAACCUUAAGGACACAUGACAUGUCUGACAUGUCAUGAUUCCCUUUUAUUCCAGAAGUUUGGUCCUUAAGGGGUUAAAAUGCCUGCGAGACUGAAAUUAGUGUUUAUCUUUGUACCUAAACAGUUGCCUGAAACGGUAACUAAACAAUUAACUUUGCAAGAGAAAUUUGACUGUUAAAUUAUUUGGAAAAUUGUCAGCCUUAGGGAUCGAUAGCUUGAGAGCUAUAGCCAAUUGCUUUUAAAAAACAUAUUCAUAUAAAGCAAGACCAGUGUUUAUUUACAUAGAAAAUGCAAAUAUGAUUGUUCUAUCUGCAACAUGUAUUCAAGAGUAAUCUGACUCUAUACUUAAUUACCAUUUUAAGUGGACACUUAAAUCAAUCUAGUCAUUAUAGUUUACACUACAGGAGCCGUUGACAAUUAGAUGAAUCCUGCUUAGCCAAACAUGUAUUUAAAAGUGUGGAAUAUAUGAAUACACAUUUUUACACAAUUUGCAGAUUAAAAAUAAAAAAUCACUUCCUUCUAGAUUAUGAUCAAUAGUAACAACAGAUGCUCAUGCCGUAACAAAGGUAUUUGUCGUGCUGUAUGCGUAGUGAUAUCUUUCCACACCUACAUUUAAAGAAUUGUAUGUAGAUGUCCUUUAUUGAGCAAUCUUAGUUACAUAGAACCAGACCUAAUUCACUAUGAUCAGAUUUCCUUUGUAAAAGGUCUAAUAUUUCUAAUGUGUUGUGAACUCGAGAAGGAUGCGACUGCUUAAUGAAUCCUCUACAAUGAGGGUAAUAAUACAAGUGCAAAAAAAUUAGCAAAGGCUCCUUUCCAGGUGAGUGUAUUUAAUGAAAUCGGUUAAAAAUGUCUGACCAGAUUUACACUGUAAAUUGCCAGGAAUUUGAAGUGUAUUUUAAAAUUGAAGAAGACAAAAUAGCUGAAAAAGAAAACCAUCUCCAAGUUAGUUCUGUUCUCAAAUUGGCUGUUCUGGUCUUACAUUUAAAAUUUGUAAUUCCCACUUUUAGUGACUAACCUUGUAAAUGUUUAUUGUUACAAUACGUAGAAAAUAUGUCUGAAAUUGAAGAAAAUGGGAGUGAUGUUGCAUUUAGGAUUGUAAACCAGACCUAAGUAGCUCCUCUCAAAAAUUGUCUUGCAGUUUCUUAAAUUUAAUGUUGUCUAAGAACUCUGUAUUUUGAGAUUGCAAUAGGACCAAGGGUAAAUGGGAAAAGGGACUCAUUCAAGAAGAGUAUUAGGAAACACAGGGGAAUCAACUCCAACAAUUGAGCCCAGCUGAUGAAAAUAAUGUAAAAAUUUAUCAUAGCGCUGAAUCAGAAGGGAUUUUGUCCACAGGAGGAAUGUCACCCAGCCAGCUGUAAUGCACAUAGCAGAUAAACGUGUAGCUGGACUGCACAUAUAGACAACCAAACACACCAAUAUGUGUCACCUUAGUACACAACAACCACACAUGCAAUAGAAUUCUGGCACAGGGAAAUGUCCCUGGGCACAGGGGAGUGCUGGAGGUAGAAUUGGCAUUGGUGUGAGAGUGAUAGAUAGAAAGUGACAAAUCAGUUCUGAUUCAAAAGAAACAUUAUUUUAAUGUCAGAUGGAUAUUAUUUAAAUGAUUGUAUAAUCUAAACUGUAAACUUUAAAAAUGAUAACGCGAUGGCCCAGGUGAUUCAAUAAAUACAGUGGCAGUCACAAUGUGAACAUGUAACUACAUUGAAAGUUUUAGGUUCCUGAUUGUUUAUUUAAUUUUUUUUGAAAUCUGAUUGCAACACAUUUUCUGGACUUCCCCUAAUCAGAAACCGUGACUUUUCAGAUGAUCAUCUCUGUAGUUCUACUAUCCUGUUUCCUGAUUUAAAACAACCCUACUGUCUAGUCAUUGUUAAAUGUUGGUGACAUCAUGUUUUUUUUACUAGCAGGGUUUAUUCCACCAAAGCCAUGGCCGCAAACACUUGGUGUAACAUCCGGCUCUUGUGUAACAAUAUAAACGUAUAUAUAUCUUUAUAAAUCAUUAUACUGGUAACUAAUCAGGCAUCACUUUAUUAUUUCAGACUUUUUUUUUUUUUUAAUGGAUACAAUUUUGUUUGCAUGUUAUGUGUAUAAGCAGGUCAUAAACAUAAGGAUUCCAUUAUAGAGAGGACAAAUUAUACCCUGUAAGAAUAAAUAGCCAAAUAAUAAACAAGGCACCAUAUUGAUACUGAGUUUGCACUACUAAGUGAACAGUUCAUAUUAAAUCCUUAUUUUUCCAGAUAUUUAUGGCACAGCUUCCAAGUAUCAAGUAAUGUUGUGCAAACUUUGACAAAUGAUAUUUUGGUAAUUCAUAUUGACUGCAAAAUUAUUAGUUUGAAAAAAAUAACUUAUAACGUUGACAGAUCUGGUUUAUAAUCGACCCAUUUACUGUGGUGGAAAAGUGUGCUAGGUUAUGUCUAGGAAAAUGAUAUUCCUUCUCUAGACUGGUCUAUAAGACAAGUAUAUCUUGGCUUAUUCAAACGUUACAAAUAAUUUAGCUCAUUUCACAUUAAUACUAACAAAGAACUAAAAUUCUUUGUGUUUCUAACACACCUCCCAUAUAUUUAUAUUUUAAAUUAAAUAGCACCUUUAGUCUGUAUUACAAGAACCGAUAUCACUGAUUCAAGUGAGAUGGUCAAAGUCAAAUUAUUAAGCCCUACCAAGUUUAUUCUGUGUGUAAAGUCGCCAUUACGCUCUCUAAACAUGUCAAUGACAAUGUCAGACAUUGCAGAACCGCAAAAACAUACAUUUUGCUGAUGCACAUGCAUAGAUUAAGAAAUAUACUUACUUACUUAGAGAAGAAGCACUUAUGCUUUUCCAUUUGAGCACCAGGUUCUGCAAAGGAAGUACAAUUUCAUUAUUUAAUCUAAAAUAACUUACAUUUAUAAUAUAGAUAAACUGAAAAGCUCAACAAAAUAUGCCUUAUCUUCCAAAUCUGGUUUUCUCUGUCAUGUAUUGUAGUCACACUGACACACACCAUAUAGCAAUGUUCAUAUGUACACUAGUACAGAUAAACAACAUUCAUCCUAAACAAUUACCCUGCCAUCCUAAACAAUUUCCUUACUGAUGUUUAUCAUCCUUAACUGUCUGAGCACCUGAUAAAUUAAUUUAACUAGAAAUGAAAGUUCAGAUACACACCAAAGGAAAGAAAUGAAAAUGAAAGGAAUAAGAAAUAUUUUUUGCUAUUCCUGACAUAUUUGACAUAAUGUAUACAAUAUACAGUAUGUAUAAUGAAGUACUGUUUUUCCAUAAUGCUGAUUUCACAUAACUAUUCUAAGAAACUGACAGACAAAAUAGAUGUUCAUUUUGCUGUAACAAUGCAUCAGUGAUUUUUUUUGUGUUAAAUUACAUUUUCAAGACUCUGUAUACAAUUGGAAGCACCCUUGACUAGAUCACUCCUUAAUCAUGUAAUAAUGUUGAUCAAAUAAAAAAGCAGACAUAAAAAAAGUGUAGUAGAAGUAGGCAUACAAAUGUAGACUGCAUUAUCCUUGCCCAAUAAUUUUGAUAAUGUAGUUUUAAUAGAUCAUAGCGCUAUAAUAUAGAGCAAUAACCAUGAACGCAAGACUAAGGCUAACCCUAAAUGUGACCCUAACCCCAAGCUAAUGACAUGAAUGACCUAAUUAUAAUUUGAAGCAAGUAACUUUUUAAAAUGACAAGAAUCUGACGCAAGUAGAACCAACAAUAAACUAAAGCAAGCUUUAAGAUUGUGGCACUUGAGCUGAUAAAGUUUGUAUCACUAGUCAAAAUCAUAAAUAUGCUUUUAAACAAAAGUUAUAAUAAACAUCAUUAAAAAAAAAAAUCAGGAUACUUAGAUUAUCAACUUAAAGGGACACUCCAGGUACCCAGACCACUUCUGCCCAUUGGAGUGGUCUGGGUGCCAACUCCCACUACCCUUAACCCUGCAACUGUAAAUCUGCAAUAAUUACAUUGCAGGGUUAACUCCACUUCUAGUGGCUGUCUACUAGACAGCCACUAGAGGGCUCUUCCUGGUCUAUAGCACAGGUUUUUCUGUGCUAUAGCGUCGCUGGACAUCCUCACGCUAUGUGAGGACCUCCAGCGUCGCUAAAAUCCCCAUAGGAAAGCAUCAAAAGCAUUUUCAAUGCUUUCCUAUGGGGAGGUCUAAUGCACGUGCGCGGCAUCGCUGCGCAUGCACAUUAGGUCUCAUUCCGCCGGCGGCCGCGCAUGCACAAUCGGUUUCCCCGACGGCUGAUGUCGGCGGGGGAGGACCGUGGGCGGGCCCUAAACCAUCGGCGGUGGUCUCAGGUAAGUCACUGAAGGGGUUUUUUGACCCGUUCAGCAACAUGGGAUGGGGGUUGGGAGGGAGAGGGAACCUACAGUGCCAGGAAAACGAUUUGUUUUCCUGGCACUGGAGUGUCCCUUUAAAAAGUUCUUCAAUGAAAAAUAAGUUUUUAGUGACCAUCUUUAACAAAAUUAAUACACAAAAACAUCUGUAUCAGGAUUAUUUGUAAGUUAUUCUAAUGCUUUCAAAAGGAGGACGUGUUCAUGCAAGCGAGUAGUCAACAGAUGGCAUUACUCUGGGGUGGGAAGAAAUGGAUUUACCAAAACAAAACAAUAAAAAAAACUCCAGUUGAUUGAUUUAUAACAUGCAAGUCAACUGACAAUCAAAUCAAUCCCCAAAUCUGAAAUCACAAAGUGUAUGCUUUGCCAUAAAAGAGAUUUCAAAAGACUUGUGGAUGUGAAGGGAGGACCUUUGGGUCAAAUAUAAUCAAACUGAUUUUUUUGUGUGCUCACAAUUCAGAUUUCUGAUCUUUAGCAGUAUUAUCUGACCUAUGACAGACUCUAUGUCUUGCAACUCCAUUGCCACCAUUGAUAACUAGCAUAGCAUGUGUUCAAUCUGUGGUCACUGGUAGUAAACACCUACAAGGAUAUUCUACAGUUUAUGUAGUUUGACAGAUUAUUUAACUGCAUAUAUUGCAGUCUAUUGGUGGUUAAUGUAGUGCGUAAUCCCAGGCCUGGAGAAGAUUGAGAUCGGGGGUCACCAACAUAUGCCCAAACCCACACAGUGCAGGGGAGAGGGAUGGGACACCUCCCUUGUCAGCACUUCUGUGGCUAAUUACCUUUCGAUCUAAUCUUUCAUUUUACCAUAUGAUUCUUAGUGUGAGUUUUAUCUACUGUACUUUAGCUUCGGCAGACUGUCUUAUCAGAAAUAUAGUUCAAUUAGCCUUUCCCAACAUUAGUGCGAAGGUCACCAUGACUUUAGCUUCUAUGCAUGUGUUUGAUUGUAUCAGGAAGACCUGUUUUCUUUGCUAACUGCUGCUGUUGUGUCAUGCUUAAAGGGACUGCCCAAAUUAAUAAAUCACUAUUUAGUUGAAAUAUCCCAAAUUAAAACUCAAACAUUUAAUUAUGCAUUUUUUUCACUGGAAGUAUAUCUUAAACAGCUUGUAAAAGCCACAGAUCUCUUGUCUCCAGCCUUUGCAAGCCCUCCCCUUCUAACCCUGCCCAGACAUUCUGUGGCUGUCCAAUCACAGAUUUCCCAAUACAGCUGAAUGAGAAAUCUUUGCAAGACCAUUGCUCUGGGCAAUUGUUGCCUCUUGAGUUUAGCUCCACUGAGCUAACCAUACCAGGAAGUAACUUAAAUAAUUUCCUGACAGCCAGGGUGUGUAGCAAGAUUAAUUUAUUAAAGUACCAAUUUCUAUUGAAAUCUGAACAUUUUGUAAAAUAAAAAAAAGGACUCCCUCUUCACACAUAAUGCACUUUAGCAUGCUGAAAUGCUUGGAGUGUGCUUCUAAAUUGUAUUUGUCCCUUCGUAACACUUUCUCCAAAUCCAUAUUUUGUUUACAAUGUUACGAAUAUUAAUCAUUAAUGAUACCAGAUCUAGAAAGUCACAAGAUUAUGUAAUGCACUGAAUUCAAAUGAUUUUGAAUGAUCAGUCCUUUGAUACUCCUUUUUACAGCACAAUAAAACAGAUAGAUAUGCUUUAUUGCUAAAGGGACACUCCAACAUUAGAAACAAAUUCACAAAAUAUAUUGUUUGUACUGUUGGGGUGUCCCUUUAUUAUUUUAGAUCUAGGGCACCCCACUGUUUCUCUAACAUCGUUUGGUGUGAAGUCAACAGAUAGGGCACAAUACAGUCAUACUGUUUUAAAAAGGAUUUCUCCAUUCUGUACAGUAUACAGGAAACAUUGUGCCAUUGUAAUUUUGAAGCUGAAUGUUAGUGUAUAUCAGAUGUGUUCUGAUUGCAGACUUUGAGUAAUUAAGAUGUGUUUCAGUGAAUUAUUAACUUGCUUGGAUAUUGCUUCGAGUCCAAACUGAAAAAAGAAAACAGGAGAAGGAAUUUUCCAUAGAUAUGUCUAUAUAGUUCUCUAGUAGACUAUGUAGUUCUCAAAGACUAGUUAAAGAAACACUAAGGACACCAGAAAAACUACAGCUUAAUGUAGUUGUUCUGAGGAGUAUAAUCACUCUGUGCAGGCAUUUUCAUGCAAACACUGCAUUUUCAGGGAAAAGGCAGUGUUUACAUUGCCCCCUAGGGACACCUCCAGCAGCCACUCCUCAGAUGGCCACUGGAGGUGCUUCCUGGGGCAGUGCUGCCGUUCACGGAGACGCUAAAUUUACCUCAUAGGGAUGCAUUGAUCCAAUGCCGGCGCACCCAUGCAGCGCUGGAAAUAAGGUGAGUUUUAAACCCUUCUAAAGGGGCUAUGGAGGGCAAGCCGCCUAAAUAGUGGUUUUAACUCAUGUUUGUGUUCCUGACCCUAUUGUGUUCCUUUAAAGAAAGCAGCCACCCUCUAUCUGUUACAUUUCAAAUACUACUAUUAGAGACAUAGAACACACAAACAAACACUACCACUGGCCAAUGCUAGACAUUUAUCUUUUCUCAAAAUAAAAAAAACAAAGGAAAAUUCAAGUAAUAAAAUAUUGAAUGUAAUAUAUUAAAAUAGGCUAAACCAAAUGUUAAAAAACAGCUGAUAAAAAAUCCAGAAAAGUUAUUGCACAAGUAUAGUAAUAAAAAUGUGAAUCAACGUGUACCCAGAAAAUCCAUUAACUUGCCUGUCCAUUCACUUGCCUAUUAAGCUUUUGAUGUCUAUUUACAAGAUACUUCACAGAUCUGGAACUCCUGCACUCCUGCCCUACUACAGCCCAUACCUUGGGAAUUUACAGUCCAGUUCAGCCACAUCAACCUUUAUUUGUUUACAGCUUCACUUGCUAUCCACUACCAGCAGAAAGCUUAACUGUCCAGAGUCAAAAACAUGUUUACCCUUCCACAGCCUCCCAAGAUCACACAUUAAUAGCUUUUUUUUUUUUUGGUCCAGCCACAUACCAUUUUAUUCAGCUACAGCCCACCUGUGUUCAUUUACAUCCACCCAAACCCACCAUGAUAAUUUGCACAUAUAGUCGCCAAACUCAGCAGCACUGCCUGUUUGAUUGCUUCACUUGCUCUAACAUCAGGAAACUUUUUGUAGCCUCCAAAACACACCAAAUUUCAUCUUCCUCUAGUUAGUUGUGUCACCUACCAUCAUAUUAGGAUGUAGAGUAUGGGGUUCAAAUAUUUAAGAGGGUAUCAUGUCUCAUGUAUGCUGAUUCCAAAACAUUUUAAUUUUCCUCCAAUUGACAUGCAAUGACAUAUCAUCAUAAAAUACACAGUGCAAAUAAAAUUCUAAAAAAUAUAUUCUAGAAAGUAUCUUCACUUAUAAUAUUGGUCUCUCACCCUAAAACAUAACAUGUCUGUGGAUUGGAUACUUGACUAGUAUUAGAGUUUUCAUUGCAGUAGAUGAAAGAUUGUGUUAUUUAUUCCCCUAAAUUUCUCUUCUUUCUCUAGUUUUACGCCUCCAUUUCAUUUAAUGUUCCAGGUCAUAAUAUCAUAGGAGUUUAUUAAAACCUUGUGACAAAGGGUUUUCUUGAGUGUGCCCAAUGACAGGGUGUUUGAAAUGUAUUACUAAAUAACAGGAUCACUUUUAUAACUAUAGAUAGUAUUUUAUGUGUAAAUGAUUUCUUGUUUUGUAACAAUGACGUUGAAAGUUAAAGGGAUCCUAUAGUGCCAGAAAAACAAAGCCGUUUUCCUGGCACUAUAGGGUUAAUAGGUUCCACCCCUCCCACUGGGCUGAAGGGGUUAAAAACCCUUCAACCACUUACCUGAAUCCAGCGCUGAUGUCUCUCUGUGCUGUGCCAUGCUCCGCCCACGCUCCUCCCCCGCCGACAUCAGCUAGCGAGGUAGACCUAGUGCGCAUGCGCAGCAAUGGCCACGUGUGCAUUAGCCCUCCCCAUAGGAAAGCAUUAUUGAAUGCUUUCCUAUGGGAAAAAUCUGACACUGGAGGUCUGUGAGGACAUCCAGUGUCAGAUAACAGACCAAAAGUUAGACAGCCACAGAGGGCAGACUUAGAGCUACAAUGUAAACAUUGCAUUUCUUUGGAACUGCAAUGUUUAACAUUGCAACACUAAGUGCAAAAGGGUCACAGCACCCAGACCACUUCAAUUAGCUGAAGUGGUCUGGGUGCCUACAGUGUCACUUUAAAGGAACACUCUAAUCACCAUAGCCACUAAAGCUCACUCUAGUGAUUAUGUGGCAAAGAGUGCCUUGGCACCCUUCACUGUAAGUAGUCAAACCAUUUGCUAAUGGCUUUACGUCUUACCUGGGCUCCACUAGGCACCAGUCACCUUCUCUAUGAAGAGCAAUAAGCUCCUAUAUGGAGCCUUUGUUAACUCUCCUGAGCUAAAACCCUGCCAUGCAGUAUCAGCUGAUUGGCUGAGAGUGUCAUUUUGAGGGGGUACCAGAGCCUUUAACUCCUUCACUAAUUGACUUGUGUAUACACAAUAUCCAGGGUAUGUUCCCAUACCCUGGAAUUGUGUAUACACAAUUUUAACAAUUGCAAGCAAAAUGUAUUUAUUGCAAACAAAUAUAAUUUGCUAUUGGUGCCCAUUUUAUUAUGGGCAUUCUGCCUCUGAAGCCACUAUUAGAGCACCAACUCAUUGGGGCAUGCAGUCUUUCCUCUGGUCGGUGAUGGAAUCUCAAGAUCUCAUCAUCAGCUCUCUACUCUCUUGCAACAGUGAGGGAACUCCAGGUCUGUACUAGGGAUCGACCGAUAUUGAUUUUUUACAUCUGAUACCGAUAAUCUGUGAACUUUCAGGUCGAUAGCCGAUAAUUUACCGAUAUUCUGUACAUUUACCAUUUUUUUUUGAAAAAACCAAAAAACAAUUUCUACACAAAUCUACUGUUAACUGAACAGGUUUAUUAUUUAUUUUAUUUUUUUGCAGAUUUUUUUAUUAAGGUACAUGCACAAAAUAUACAUGCUAGUCAGAAUUUUUUAUGUUUUCAAGAAUAUAUGUGUGUAGUGAAUGAAGUGAAAGUAUUUGAUUAGUGAAUGCAACGUGUGUGUGUUUGUGUAGUGGAUGCAGUGUAUGUUUAUGUAGUGGAUGCAAUGUGUGUGUUUGUGUAGUGUGUGUAUAGUGAAUGCAGCGUGUGUUUGUGUAGUGUGUAUAUAGUGAAUGCAGAGUGUGUGUUUUGUGUAGUGUGUGUAUAGUGAAUGCAGAGUGUGUUUUCUGUAGUGUGUGAAAAGUGGAUGCAGUAUGUUUGUGUAGUGUGUGUAUAUUGAAUGCAGUGUGUAGUGGGUGUAUAGUGAAUGCAGAGUGUUUGUAUAGUGUGAAAUUGGGGGGGAGAUUUUUAUAACUUUAAAAAAAAAUAUAUAACAUUUUUUUACAUUUUGUUUUAGUCCCCCCUCCCUGCUUCUUACCUAGUCAGGAAGGGGGGAUAUAGCAUUCCCUGGGGGGCCCGCGGCGGUCCUGGGCAGCCCAGCACAUUUCUUACUUACCCUCCCAGCAGCUCCCCUGUCUAACUCUCGCGGCCUACGUGCCGCGCGGAGCGUUGCCAUGGUAACCUGUGGUAAUGCUCUGACAGCCGCGUGACUCGCGAGAGUUAGACAGGGGAGCUAAAGGUAACUACUGGGAAGGUAAGUAAGAGUGUGCUGGGCCCCCCGGGACCCUGAUGGCGGCCAUGGUCUGCAAUAUCGGUAUCUUUAUUGGCCGAUACCGAUAUUGCUGAAAAUACAGAAUAUUGGCCGAUUAAUAUCGGCCAGACCUAUAAUUUGCCAAUCGCUAGUCUGUACCUCCACUAGGCGUAGAUCACUGCCAAUGUUUCCUCCUGAUCACAGAUUGAAAGGAGCAUUUAUAGUAAUGCUUACCUGUUAUGGCGCUCAUUCUCCCCGAUCCAACAAUGGAGCAAACGCUGCACGCUGCCCAAUAAACCCACCUGCCUAAUAUAAUGUAGGUCCCCCUCGUACUAAAACAGCUCUGAUGCGUAAAGGCCUUUUAUUGUGGCCAACCUAAGGCACACCUGUGCAAUAAUCAUGCUGUCUAAUCAGCAUCUUGAUAUCUCGGCAAAGGAGAAGUUCAGUGUAAAAUAGCAUGAUAUUAGCACUUUUUAGCCAAAUAGCAUGUGUACUAGGUAUUGUGCACACUAAUCUUUUAAGAUUAACAACAGAUCACUUAAAGCUAGAUCAAUGUGUAAAUUAAAAUUUGAUCUACAAAAUAAAAAAAGACUUUAGUGUAUUUCUAAAGAGGUAGCUGUGUUUUUUCAGAAAAUAUUACAGGGAGUAGAUUCUGCUGUAAAUCAGAGAGAGUAUUCAUUAUUUAGCCAGGGCUCAACAGCUGUAUUCAAUUGCUGUGUGUCUUCCACAACCUACUUGUGAAAAAAUCCAAGAAAUUUGAUACAAACAUAAUACAAAAAUGUUUUCCUGCGCUGCUUCCAAAGUUACAGCGUGAUUCAGUAGCAAAUCCUUUGCAUCCUCAGCUAAGAAAUACCCCACUAUAUCACUACGAAAAGUAAAUUAUUUUAUUUUAGAAAUGUUAAUAGAGAACGAAUUGGUGACUGAUAAGAAAUAUUAUCCUAUUUUUAUAUCCUCUUUGCCCCAGAAAUUAGCGACAUGGAGAGAAACAAAGAAUAGAGGAAAGUGUCUAAAAUAUUCAAAAACAUUUUUUUAAAUUUUUCCUUUUUGAGCAGUGUGUUUUAGCAAACACUUUUUUGUAUUUUUCAACCAAUUAAACAAUUAGAAGUAGACUUCUGCACAAAUGUUUCAGGUGGUACAAACAAAUCAAAUGCCUUAUUAAUUUACGAUUGUGUGAAUCGAUCCACCACGAUUUACCAGUGGAGUCUUCUUCAAUGAAUAAGACUCAACAGGUAAAUCCUGAAUGGAUUGAUUUGUUUGGGCAUAGAUGAAAAGGAAUUUGAUAAAUUUAUACCACCUGAAAUGCAUUUGUUCACGAGUCCAAUUACAAGGUUCUAAGUAUACAUAACAUUGUCUCUGGAGAACGUCAUUCUUCUGGAUCCUGCAUAUCUCUCUGAACUGAUUUUUCUUUUUACAGAGACCUGUAGAGAUAAGAAAAGGGAACUUGUGAAAUUAAUGCAUAUGAAUGAACAAUCAUGGUUAUGUAUACAUUUUUUUAGCCAUUUUUUUAAUAUAUUUUUAAAGGGUUCUAAUAUAAAAUGGAAGGGAAUUAAAGAGAAUUAAAAAUGUUUUACGGUCUAGAUAGAAAUACACUAAAUAUAUCUAUAUAUUAAUAGUACAUUCAUUUUAAAACGCUUCGACUUUCUGUCUGGAUGCAUUGUAUGUCAUUGCAUUGAUUGUGUGUUUUGUAUUUUUGUAAAUGCCAUUUAUAGCGGUUUUAUAGGCAGUUCUAGCAGCAUGCAUUUUAUGCAUCUUUUAAAGAUUAUUGGUGGAAUAUACUUUUAAACGAACAUUCUAUUUGAUUAAUUUUAAAAUCUCUUUUGAAAGCUUUUUGAUGUAUUUACACUUUUUUCUGUAACUGCAUAUUCAAAUAUUCAUGAAACUAAAAAUCAGUUUGAAAAAAGUUUUAAAAAUUCAUCAAUUUCCUAUCUUGGAGGUAGUCACUUUAUAACUGACCUGUCACGGAAAGGCAAUUAAUAGUAAAGUUUUCCCACUGUAUAAUGUAACCGAUAUGCAAAUUAUUUGGUCCAUUACAUUGCUCCCCAGCAAUGUAAUACACAAAAAUAGUAAUUUAUGCCAAGCAUUGAUAGCACAUAAAUAUAGGACACAGUUUUGGGUAAAGAUUACUGUUCAGGAAUAUCUAAUUUUGUGACAUAUGUUAUUGUGAUAAACAUAUAUAUAUAUAUUGGUUAAAUAAUCUGAAAGCUUUUGUAAAGAACCUGCUGCUAUUUCUAAGAAUACAGCUUACUAAAACAGUCAUCAGAAUAUACAAAAACAUCUGUCAGUAUAAUGCCCGUAUUCACUAACCAUACUUUUUCCUCUUUUCUUUACCCAUGUCCCUCUUUUCUAGGCGCUCCAUAUUAUUGGUGUGCCCUGCCCAUGGUCGCAACCCCAACUCACACUCCUAAAAUUAAAGUGUCCCUUUUUGUCCGUAUAAAAUGUUAGGAGGUAUGAUACAUUUACACCCCAUGUCUGUAUCCAUCUUGCCAUUCUGACUGCUACAAUGAAGUUUGACCUGCAAAUGUUCAGUGUGAGUGGGGCAAGGGUGGUGGGGAGUGAAGUUUAUGACUUAAUGUAGAAACCCUAUACAUCAACACUUGAUUCACAUAAUAUUAAUUAUUAUGUUCUAUAUCCCAUUUGUUUUCAUGUGCUAUUGUAGCAAGCAAAAUACACUCUAAACACACUACAUAAGCCAGAGGGGUUUGUGUCACAUUGAAAAACACUGUCCUUGUGGACUACAGGGGUUAGCUCAGGAGGUGGUUGUUUGUUAUUUUAUAGAUCAGGGGUAGUCAACCUGGUCACACACACACACACAAACACACAGCACCCUUUACACACACACACACACACACUGCACCCUUCACACACACUGCCCCCUCACACACGCUACACCCUUCAUACACACACACUGCCCCCUUACACACGCUACACCCUUCACACACAAACACUGACCCCUCACACACACACUGCACCCUUCACACACAUUGACCCCUCACACAGACUGCACCUCUCUCACACACACAAACACACAGCACCCUUCACAUACACACAAACAGACACACACACUACACCCUUCACACAAACACACACAUAGAAAAAAAAGUAGAAUAGAAAAAAAAAGAGAAAAAAAAUAGAUAAAUUUAAGUACAUUUGCAAUAUAAAAUUUGUUACUGCGGCACUGGUGGGCGGUAAGGAUUUUACCAUCAACAAAGAUACAAAAGUAGGUGGUAGGUAUUAAAAGGUUGACUAAUCCUGGUGUAGAUAGUCAGUUAUUCAAAGCAAAUUCAAAUUGAAUUUAAAGUAUAAGACAAAACAAUGGUCAUACUGGAAUCAUAGCUAGCUUGGAGCAUUUUCUAACAUCAAAAUCACAUUGAAUUCACAUUAUAGGGAAUAGCCCUAAAGGAAAUAUUGCACAGUGGUAAAUUUUAGACUUGUCUAACUCUCUAAAAAAAUCUAUAUUAAUACAUUUGUAAACUGGAAAUCAGAAAUGCAGACUUUGUCAAAAGACAUUUGCAUUUGAAAGAAAAGUUGUGCAACCUUGCUUUCUAGUAUCUGCCAUCAUUUACAGGAUUUAAGCCUUUCAUCUCAUUUAAAGUUUAAAGGUUUUACUUACAGUCAAAUAUUCUAAUUACUGUACUGUUUGCAAAGUUAUACUUUUAUAUAUAAUUUAAAGCUUAAAAUCAUUAAAGUGCAUUUCCAUUUGUGCUUAUGUUAACACAGUUAACAGAUACUCUUGCUACUGAAAGAAAGAGAAAGACGUCAUUUUCAUUUUUCACUAAUUAUGUAAUUUGUGUUUUUCUAACGUGUGUGGAUUUUAUUGGGUUUUCAAGCUCUAAAUGCAUUUUUAAAACUACUUGUUUAGCUAGCCUGUAAUGGUUACAUAAUCCCCUUUAUGAGAUUAUAUAACUAUAAUUGAGCAAAUCAGACCAGUGCUCAGAAACAGUGAAGAACAGGUAACAAUAAAAUUGUCUUACCUACCCCUUGACUUAAAAUAUAUUUUUUGUUUUGUCACCAUAGUUAGGUGUGCUCUGUUGAAAACCAUCUUGUAAAAUGAAGGUAGGUUACUGGUUUGCAGAUAUAGGGUUCUUUAACCCCCGAUUUCUACAUGGUCCUGGCAUGCUGGCAAGGUUUGUGCAGAAAGCAGAUUGUGCAUGGGGACAUCCAUCAUCUAGAAAAUUCUCAUAGGAAAGCAUUGACUCAAUGCGUUCCUACAGGGAAGUCCUAAUGCGCCCUCGCCGCUCAGGCUUAUUAGGUUUCCACUUACAAUGACGUCAGAGGAAGCGGACAUAGAGCCAGUGUCGAGGUGCCUCGGUGCUGGAAUAAGGUGAAUGUUUAAAGGAUUAUUUAACCCGGACGCGGGGGGAAAGUGGGCAUAGGGCACUGUAGUGUUAGCAAUGGAGCUUUGUAUUCUUAACACUAUAUUGUUCCUUAAAGAAUAGUUAUAUUUUACUUAGUCUUUCCUAAUCCAUAUACAAAAGGUAGAUCUACAUCUAUUUAAAAAACAAGAGACCAAAAUAGUGUAAUACGUAAAACCACUUAAAUUAAGACCUUUCUGCUGCUUUCGACACUGUUGAUAAUCAACAACUUCAAAGUUAAACUCACAAAUUCACAAAUGGAAAAGGCUCAUCAAAUAGUAUUCUUGUCUUCCAGUCUGUGCUGUUAUAGGGUAUCUUCAUGUAUAGAAGGGAAAUAAAAAAAAUAGCCAUAGUGCAACACUGUAGAAUCAAAUUCAUACACUGCUUUAUUAAUUUGAAUUUACAAGAUGUAAAACAAGAGAUUAAAAAUAAGAAAAGGGCGUUUAAAGCAUUUAAAUCAGACAAAUCAGAGGUAUCCUAUUUAAGAUAUAAGGAAACCAAAAACGCUUGCAAAAAGGUAAUUAAAGUGGCUAAACUAGAAAAUGAGACAUUGAUAGCUAAAGAAUGCAAAACCAACCCCCCCAAAUUUUUUCAGGUACAUACAAUUCUAAAAAAACAAAAAAUGAAAGUGUAGGUACACUGGAAACAGAGUUGGGUUUAUUAGCUAAUGAAGACCAGUAAGGUUUUGUCAUGUAUAAAAAGGGGCAUAAAUUCUCGGGAUGAAAAUAUAAUUUUGCCUCUUUAUAAAUUGCUGGUAAGACCACACCUUGAUUAUGCUGUGCAAUUUUGGGCACCUGUUCUAAUGAAAGAUAUCAUGGCACUAGAAAAAGUCCAGAGACGAGCUACAAAAUUGAUAAAAGGAAUGGAGCAUUUUAGUUAUGAAGAAAGGUUUAAAAAAUUAAAUUUGUUUAGUUUGGAAAAACUGCGCCUGAGAUGGGAUAUGAUAACUUUAUACAAAUAUAUUCGCGGGCAGUACAAACCUUUAUCUGGAAAUCUAUUCAUAAACAGGGCUAUACAUAGGACACGAGGUCACACAUUUAGACUGGAAGAAAGGAGAUUUCAUCUAAGGCAUAGAAAAGGUUUUUUUAUAGUAAGAGCAAUAAGGAUAUGGAAUUCUCUGCUUGAAGAGGUGGUUUUGUCAGAGUCACUACAGAGGUUUAAACUGCAAUUGGAUAAAUACUUGCAAAAACAUAACAUACAGGGAUAUAAUUUCUAAUUAGAGGGGUAAUAGCUGCUUGAUCCAAGGAGACAUCUGACUGCUAUUUUGGAGUCAAGAAGGAAUUUUUUCCUAGUUUGUGGCAAAAUUGGGAGCACUUCAGACUAGGUUUUUUGCCUUCUUUUGGAUCAACAGCAACAACAUAUGCAAGGAAGGCUGAACUUGAUGGACACAAGUCUCUUUUCAGCUAUGUAACUAUGUAACUGUGUAAGAAUUAAAAAGGCCCAUCAUCACUUGUAGAUCUUGAAAAAGGUGCAGUUUGUAGUAGAAAACAAAUUCGUCCAAGUAUGAUGAAUAGGGAAUAUAACAAAUAGAGUAAAAUAACAAAUUUGUCUUAAUUCUACGACUUCCUCAGGGUGUUCCAAAUACAUGCAGCAUACAGCAAACAAUACAACCCACUCCCUCAUAAAGACCAUAAAGUCAAUCAUGUGACCUGUCUCUUCCAAUCCUGUGUUCAAGUGUCCAGCUGUUAGAAUCAAUUCUCCCGCCGAAAUCCUGUUAAGGUCUUUACUUCUGUGGCAGAUUUCAGCUCCAUUUCCAGGUUUGUGGCACGUCGUGGGUUCCACCUUGUCAUGUCCUGUAUUUGGUUUCCGUCCCACUUGAACACACAAUCAUCUCUCCGUCAAAAUUGUUCUGACCAAAGUAUCCCAUCAUUUAUUGUUGCUAAAUCUAGUGGUCUCUACUCUCCUAUUUCUCCUUGACCUUUCUGCUGCUUUUGACACUGUUGAUAAUCAACAACUUCUUCUCAUCCUCCCUUGAGAUUCUGUUCUGUCCCGGUUCUUCUACCCUUACUUUCUCUUCUCCGCAACCCCUCUCUGUCAAUGUUCCCCAAGAUUUUUUUCCUUGGUCUCCUACUGUUCUUGAUUUAUACUGACUGCCUUUGUAACCUAUCAGCUCUUUUAGCUUCCAAUAUCACUUCUAUAUGAAUGACAUGCAAAUAUAUCUAACGUCUCCUGAUCUUCUGCUGUCCCUCUUGUCUCUGAUGGCCUCUCUGCUAUUUCUAAAUGGAUGGCAGCUCAUUUCCUUCAACUUAACUUGUCCAAAACAGAACUUCUCGUCUUUCCUCCAUUCAAGUCAAUGGCAUCACCUCUACAUUACAGGCUUGCUGUCUAGGUUUUCUCUUUCUUCAAACUCUCCUUUACCCCUCAUGUCAAGUAACGUGCAAAACCCUGUCGCUUCCAUUUCAAAAACAUAGUUUGCUUCGGCCCUUAUCUAACGCCGGAUGCAGCUAAGGGGCUGGUUUAUACCUCCAUCAUCUUUUGUCUUAACUACUCCAAUCUGCUUUCUGCUUCUCAAUGGUGUUACACUUUUCCAGUUUUCCCCGUUACAAGCUAUAAUGAAUGCAGCGGUGAGACCCAUCUUCCUAUCCACCUGCACCACCCGUGCCUCCUCCUCUGUCAGUCCUUACACUGGCUUACCAUAAGAUUUAUUGCUCAAAUUACAAUUCUGGUGCUUGCUUACAUAUCUCUACAUUCCUACCUAUCCUCACUAAUACACAAGUAUGUCCCCUUAAGGCCUAUACGCUCCGCCGCAGAUCUACGUAUAUUAUCUGUUUGUACUCAUACCUCUGACGCCCACCUUCAAGCCUUCUCUAGGACUGUGCUGUGCCUAUGGAACUCCCUUCCUGUUUGAAUAUCACCCAGUCUUAGUUCCUUCAAAAGAUCAUUAAAAACUUGCUUCUUUAGGAAAUAAUUUAGUUAAUAGCUUUACAUCAUCGUAUCUUGGUAACUCAUCUUGCGUCAUCUUCUGCAACUGUGACAUCCAAUUAACUAACCCUUCAUUGUAAACUAUUCCAGUAAUCUACUUUCCCCCAUACAUGAAAUACAUGCUACCCUUACCUCGUGUCACUUUAUCCCACUACCUCUAGAAUGUAAGCUUGUUUGAGAAGCUCCCUCAACACCCUCUGUUGCUGUGUGCCCAGUUCGUCUUGUUGCAAUUACUUGUCUGUUAGACCACCUCUUGCAUAGCACUGCAGAAUUUCUUGGCACUUUAUAUAUACUAAUAUAAAAUGGGAUUCAUCUUAUAUCCAGAGAAUAUUAAUUCAAUUUGUUUCCCUUAACCUCCAAAGAAGAUUAAUUGACUUUGAGCAUUGGGCAAAAUAUACAUUUAAAAAAAAGAUCCUAUUGAAAGGUAUUGUGACUGUAGGUAUUAUAAAAGGCAGUUAAUCUGCCUUUUAGACCAUAUGAAUGAACUGUACCAGUUCCUUAAAACUUACUUUUUCACUCUAUUUACAUUGCAAAGCACACCUCAGGCUUAUUAAAUAGCUGUAGUUUUGAUUGUAUUUGCAUCCCAUGGCAGUUGUGUAGCUCCAGGUUUUAUCUACUCAGUACCUGCCAUGUUCCUUGGGAUGCCCUCUUAGUUUGGGGUUGGAAGCUCCCACUUGACACACUGUUUCAGGUGCAGAGCUGUUGUUGGUUUCCUGCUUGCAGGUGUGGGCAGUUACCUUCCAUGGAGACAGUGAGAGAUUGGGUGUCUUCCCACUCCAUCUAAUAACCCUUUGUUCUGAUUUUGAGCUGUUUGCUUACAAAGACAGAAGAAUGUAGCAGAAAGACGUCAGAGGUUAAAAUACCGGUCCACGUAUCUGCAUUCCAUCAAAAACACACUCUCUGUGGACAGAGAAAAGUAUCUUUGGGCUCUCAUUGUGGUACGACACAUGAACACAGACAUAGUGAGUACUUGUAAGCACUGUAGAAUGAUACCAUUAACUGUAAUUACUCCAUUUACACCUGCAUAAACUGCAAAUAAAGGAAAAGUGUGGAGAUUUUUUUUUUUUUUUAUUGGAUACACUAGUUUAUAACAGCAUGGAGAACAUAUCAGAUUUAACAUAAAGUGACACAUUUUUCUUAACCUAUCCAGUUUUUAUAACGGAGUAGUGCAAUAAGCUCCUUCCCAGCAUGCCCUCUUUUCACAUCUUUUCAUUUAUUAGCUGCCAUUUUCUAAUAACCUAUUACUGAUAGCAUACGUCAGUCAUUAGACUAUGUAGUCUCAUUGGCUGCUCAAACAGAACCAUAACUGAUCUCACCAACAUAAGACAAUCAAAGGAGAGCAUGAAAGGCGUAUCAUUUAGCUACACAUCAGUGGAAGAACUAAUAAAGAGAUAGCCCUGGUGCAAGACUUUUUUUUGCUAGCUGGGGAUCUACCAUUUGCUAGUCCUCGCAUGGGUAUAGUGUAAACUGUGUUUGAAUGCAGGCAUGUCUUUUUUGGAGUAUGUGUUUGAAAAUGCAGGUGUGAAUUUGUAUGUAGUGUUGGCGUUUGAAUACCGAGGUUUAUUUGGGUGUAGUGUUGGUAUUUGAAUGCAAGGAUACAUUUGAUUGUAAUAUUGACAUUUUAAUGUUGAGGUGAAUUUGGGUGUAGAGUUGUGUUUAAAUUUAGGGGUGUAUUUGUGUGCAGUGUUGGUGUUGAAUUGCAGGAGUGUGUUUGUGAGUAGUGUUGCCAUUUGAUGGAUGUGGUGUAUGAAUACAUACACAUACACUGACAUACAUGACAGAGAUAUAUCUACAUGCAUACACACUGAAACACACACAUACACACAAAGAAAUAAGUCCCAGCAUGCAUGUUUUAGCCAUCCUGUUACUUUAGGCAUCCCUGUGGUCCAUUGCGAGCUGGGUGAUGCUACAAGGAGAUGGAUGCAGUAUUUGGAUCUGGCUGGGAUUGAUUGGGUGGAUUAGGACUGGUCCAGCCACUUCUUCAGAUAUCACUAAAUGUCUUUGCUUCCAGAUUGGUGAUAUCCAUUUCGGUGAGUAUUAUUGCUGUGGUAUAUUAUUAUUAUUAUUAUCAUCACCAUUUAUAUAGUGCCAACAGAUUCUGUAGCACUUUACAAUAUUAUGAGAGGGGUAUUUAACUAUAAAUAGGACAAUUACAAGAAAACUUACAGGAACAAUAGGUUGAAGAGGACCCUGCUCAAAUGAGCUUACAGUCUGUAUGAGGUAGAGUAUAAAACAUAUUAGGGCAGGAAAUAGCAAUCAAAUAAGGUGGGAGUGAAGCAGAGCUGGAGGAGAGAGUAGAGUGCUGCCCUUUAGGAGAGAGCAAGCAACAGGUAUGUAAGGUAGAGGUUACUCUUGGACAGGGCCGGACUGGCCCACCGGGAUACCGGGAAAUUUCCCGAUGGGUCGUCGGCACCUGGGGCCGGGGAGACAUGCGGGUGACCUGCGGCCGCAGGGGGAGCUCUUCUGGCGGCCGCAGGGGAAGCUGUGUGUUCUGUCUCUGCUCCCCAGCGCGCAGCUUAAUGAGACCGGGGCUGGAAUAUGACAUCAUAUACAUAUAUAUAUUACUCAAUCAUCUGUGGCAAGACAUAGCUUUACAUAUUACAUGCGACAAUAUAUGGUGCAAUGACUUAUGGGGCUGCCAUAGGUUUUUUUUUUUUUCCAGGGCUGCUUUGUAUCCCCAGUCCGGCCCUGCUCUAGGAGGCCAUAAGCUUUCCUAAAGAGAUGGGUUUUAACACACUUCUUAAAUGAUUGAAGACUAGGGGAGAGUCUGAUUGGGGUAGGCAGGCUUUUCCAUAGGAAGGGAGCUGCAGGCGAUAAGUCCUGCAAGUGUGAGUUGGCCGUACGGGUGCAAGCAGCGGACAGGAGAAGGUCACGGGCAGAGCAGAGGGACCGAGAAGGGGCAUACCAAUGGAUCUGUGAAGAGAUAUUAGGGGCUAGAAUUGUUCAGUGCUUUAUGUGUAUGAGUUAGCACUUUGAAUUGACUCCUAUAGGAUACAGGAAGCCAAUGUAAAGACUUACAGAGGGGUGAGGAGUGAGAGGACAGACUAGAGAGGAAAAUCAGUCUGGCGGCGGCAUUCAUUACAGACUGUAGUGGGGCAAAACGGCUUUUGGGAAGACAAAUCAGGAGAGGGUUACAAUAAUCCAUGCGGGAAAUUACUAGAGCAUGGACAAGCUCAUUGGUAGCAUCUUUCAUAAGAAAGGGGCGGAUGCAGGGCCCACCGGGAUACCGGAAAUUUCCUGGUGGGCCGUCGGCACCUGGGGCCGGGAAGACACCUGGGUCUGCUGGCGGACGCUGGGGGAGGUCUGCUGGCAGCCACUGGGGGAGCUGUUCUGUCUCUGCUCCCCAGGGCGCAGCUGAAUGAGACCGGGGCCGGAAUAUGACAUCAUAUUCCGGCCCCGGUCUCAUUCAGCAGCACGAGGGCAGGAGAGCAGAGCCAACGCAGCUUCCCCAACGGACGCCAGCAGACCUCCCCCAGCGGCCGCCAGCACAAGUCCCCCAGCAGCCGCCAGCACAGACAGCAGUCUGCACUACACAACCCCCUGGCAGAUAGUAGUAAUGUGUGUCAGUGUGAGUUUGUCUGCCUGUUAUGGUGUGUCUGUCUGUCUGUUAUGGUGUGUGUGUGUGUGUGUGUGUGUGUGUCUGCCUGUGUCAUGGUGUAUCUGUCUGUCUGUGUCAUGGUGUCUGUCUGUAUGGUGUGUGUGUCUGUCUGUUUGUCUGUGUCAUGGUGUGUGUGUCUGUCUGUGUCAUGGUGUCUGUCUGUAUGGUGUGUGUGUGUGUCUGUUUGUCUGUGUCAUGGUGUGUGUCUCUGUCUGUGUCAUGGUGUCUGUCUGUAUGGUGUGUGUCUGUCUGUCUGUCAUGGUGUCUGUCUGUAUGGUGUGUGUGUGUGUGUGUCUGUCUGUGUCAUAGUGUCUGUCUGUAUGGUGUGUGUGUGUGUGUCUGUCUGUCUGUGUCAUGGUGUGUGUGUUUGUCUGUGUCAUGGUGUCUGUCUGUAUGGUGUCUGUGUGUCUGUCUGUCUGUCAUGGUGUGUGUGUGUCUGUCUGUCCAUCAUGGUGUGUGUGUCUGUGUCAUGGUGUGUGUGUGUCUGUCUGUCUGUCAUUGGGUGUGUGUCUGAUGGUGUGUGUGUCAUGGUAUAUGUGUGUGUGUCUGUCUGUGUCAUAGUGUGUGUGGGUCUGUCUGUGUCAUGGUCUGUCUGUGUCAUGGUCUGUCAUGGUGUGUGUGUGUGUAUCUGUCAUGGUAUAUGUGUGUCUGUCAUGGUGUAUAUGUGUGUUUAAAAAUAGUGUUUUUGCUCACCUUUUUUUUCCCCACGCAGCGUGCUGGUCUCCCAUCGACUGGCCCUGCCCCUAUGACUGAGAUCAUCAAGUUUGAUGAUCUCAGCCAAUCCAAUGCUUUGCCAUAGGAUUGUCUGCAAAACGCUACACCAAUCAACAACUCCUCAUAGAGAUGCAUUGAAUCAAUGUAUCUCUAUGGGGAACGUUCAGCACCUACAGAGUGUGGAGGCCCUGAAUGUAGGUGCACUGACACAGGAAGCACCUCUAGUGACCGUCUGAGUGACUGUCACUAGCGGUGUCACUUUGAAGCAAUGUAAACACUGCCUUUUCUCUGAAAAGUCAGUGUUUACGUUGAAAAGCCUGUAGGGACAUGCUAUAGAUACCAGUACCACUACAUUAAGCUGUGUGUGUGCGUCUGCUAGUGAGUGAGCUUGCUUGCAUGUGUGUGCCUGCUAGUGAGUGAGCUUGUGUUUUUAUGUCAAUGAGCUGAUAUAUAUCAGUGAGAUUGUUUGUCUAUGAGGCUGUGUAUCAAUGAGCUUGUGUGUGUCAUUGAGAUGUCAGUGAGAUUGUCUGUGUCUGCAUGUGAGUGUGCUUACUGUAUAAUUAAACAUUUUACUCUGAAAGGACCAAUAUUUUAUAUUAGAAAAAGCAAUAUAUAUAUAUAUAUAUAUAUAUAAAACUGAAUCAUCUGUCAUGGAAAGACAUAGCCUUACAUAUUACACGCGACAAUAUAUGGCAUACAUUUUUUUUCCAGGGCUGCUUUGUAUCCCCAGUCCGGCCCUGGGCGGAUGAGGAUAUUUUUUAAGUGGGAAUCUGCAGGAUUUGGCAACAUACUGAAUGUGAGGCUCAGAGGUGAGGCCAGAGUCAAGUAUGACGCCAAGACCGCGUGCUUACAAGGAUGGACUUAUGUGGAUACCACUAACUUGAAGGGAGGGCGAGAGAGGAGGAUCAGUAUUAGGAGGAGGAAAGACAAGAAGCUCAGUUUUAGAGAGAUUGAGUUUCAGAAAGCGGGAGGACAUCCAGUCAGAGAUGGAAGAAAGGCAAGCAGUAACACGUUGCAGGACGGCAGGGGAGAGGUCCGGGGGGAGAGAUAUAUCUGGGUGUCAUCAGCAUACAGGUGGUAGUGGAAUCCAAAAGAGGUAAUAAGUUUGCCAAGAGAGGCAGGAUAAAGAGAAAAUAGAAGGGGACCAAGGACAGAGCCUUGGGGGACUCCAACCGUGACAGGAUGAGGGGAGGAGGUAUCAUUAGAAAAGGAGACACUGAAUGAGCGUUGGGAAAGAUAAGAGGAAAACCACGAGAGGACAGAGUCACAGAGACUGAAUGAUCGAAGAGUUUGAAGAAGGAGAGCAUGAUCAACAUUGUCAAAGGAAGCAGUAUUGAGUAGUGGCCUUUGGAUUCAGCUGCAAUUAGGUCUUUAGCAACUUUGAUGAGAGUAGUGUCAGUAGAGUGGAGAGGGUGGAAGCCAGACUGAAGAGGGUCAAGGAGAGAGUUGGAAUUGAGGAAGCGGGACACACAGGCAAAGACAAGUCUUUCCAGAAGCUUUAUAGGAAAAAGGGAGCAGGGAUAUGGGACAAUAGAGGGGGAGAACGGGUCUUUUCAGGAUAGGUACUACAGUGGCAUGUUUAAGGUUUGCAGGGACAACUCCAGAAGAGAGAGAGAGCAGUUGAAGAUGUGUGUUAAGGAAGGCACAAGACAAGGGGAGAGAGAUCUGAUGAGGUGAGGCUGGACGGGAUUGAGCAGGCAAGUGGUGGGGCAAGAAGAAAGGAGAAGCGCAACCACCUCUUGUUCAGCUGGGGAGAAAGUGUAAAGGGUAGGAAAGGCAUGAUCUACGUGUGCUUGAGAAAGAGAACGGCAAGGUGGGGAGAAUUCUUUCCUUAGCUGUUCAAUCUUGUUGGUAAACUAGCAUGCAAAGCUAUCAGCUGUAAGGUUAGUUUGGGGGGUGGUCACAGCAGGGCGACGAAGAGAGUUAAAGAUGUCAAAGAGACGCCUAGGAUUGUGGGAGCAUGAGCUAAUGAGAGAGGAAAGUAUGACUGUUUGGCAAGGGCAAGGGUUGUGCUGUAUGAACAGAGUAUGAAUCUAUAAUGGAGAAAGUCUGACUGGGUGUGAGACUUCCUCCAGAAGCGUUCAGCACAACAGGAGCAAUUUUGCAGAUAGCGUGUUGAUUUAGUAUGCCACGGUUGGGGGCGUGUCCUCCUCGAGGUGCAUGUUUGGAGCAGGGCUGCAGCAUUCAAGGCAGAGGUGAGGGUGGUGUUAUAUGACGAGAUGGCCAGUGAGGGACAGGAGAGGUAAGGGAUGGAUAGCAGUUGUGAAUCAAUAUCAGCUGACAGCUGCUGGAGGUAAAUAAAAUUAAGGGGUGUUAGGCUGAGGUUGUUGUGUGAGGGGGAACUCUAGAGCAAACAAGAAGAGGUGGUUAUCAGAGGGAGGAAAUGGAGUGUUGCAGAUAUUAGAUACUGUACAUGCAUAAGAGAAAAUGAGAUCGAGGGUAUUGCCAGCUACAUGGGUGGGAGAAUUAGCCCACUGCAAUAGCCCGAGGGAGGAAGUAAUUGAAAGUAGUUUAGAGGCUGCUGAGGUCAAAGGUGGGUUAAUGGGAAUAUUGAAGUCUCCAAGAAUUAGGGAUGGAAUAUUAGAAGAGAGGAAGUAGGUUAGCCAGGCAGCAAAGUGGUCAAGGAAGAGGAGAGGGGAGCCAGGGGGACGAUAAAUAACGGCAAUGUUAGCAGAGAAGGGUUUGAAAAGGGAAAUUGAAUGAAUUUCAAAUGAUGGAAAAGAGAAGGGAGGGGGGGGCAGAGUUUCAAAGGAGCAGUGGGGUGAAAGCAGAAAACCUACACCUCCACCUUUACUCUCAGCUUGUCUUGGGUUGUGGGUAAAGUGAAGACCAGCAAAGGAUAGCGAGGCAGGGGUAGCAGUUUUAGAGGGAGAGAGCCGUGUUUCUGUUAGUGCAAGUAGGUUUAGGAAAUGUAAGAUAAAUAGGUCAUGGGUGGAAGUUGAUUUAAUGGUGCUCUACACAGAGUGUGCAUUCCAGAGGGCAGCUUUAAAGGAGGAAUUAUAGCGAGAGUUACAUGGAAUGGAUAUGAGAUUGUUGUGGUUUCUGUUAGUACCAGGUGACUUAUUAGAGGAGGGACCAGUGUUUGGAGAGACACCACCAGCUGCUAGGAGCAGUAGGAUGGAAAGGAAGAGAAGGUGGGAGUAAGAUUUAAAUGUUGGGGACAAGAGCUUGUAUUUAGGGAAUUUAGAAGGGGAUGGUGGAGAAAGGAUGGAUAAAUGAGUAAAGUGCAUGUGAUGAAUACAGAGAUGAGGGCAGCAGAGACGGAGCAAUGUAGAUGGUGUCAGCAGGAACAGGUAAGUAAAGGGAUAGAGAGAUUUUAAUAAUUAGGGAAGUGAGGGAGAAAGUAAAAAAAGUGAGAACAUUAGUAGGAGAAUAGGUGCUGUGUUUUUAAGAUACGGAGAAUUGUAGGUGAGGUUAAGAGGGUAAAGGUUUAAAAAGGUAUUGUGAGUUUAGCUAUUUUAGGUGUGGAGGGCUUGGUGGACAUGAUUGGUUUGUUAGGAAAGUCAGAUAAUUGAAGCUAUAUUUAAAUGUAAUGAGUACCAUGGGGAGGGUGAGAUGUAGGGUGGGUGGGAAAUGAUCAUCCAGAAAUGCUACCUCUGCUUAGGGAAAAUCCUGUAGGGUUGAGUCCUGGGUGUAGCUGUUACAAUGCUGUAUUGGGCCCAAGCUAUAAGAGAGAAUCUAGGGUUAGAUACGACAGAUUGUGGGUGGGGAAUCAUUGAGGUGUUAAAAACAAAAAUCAAGGAAAAAGAUGAAAUGGAAUUUAAAUUUAGGUUUAUGAGGUAAUGGCAGAGAUCAGAUAUCAGAUAAGAGAUCAGAUAGGUAAAAGUCAUAAAUAGGGAACAUCAUAAAUUAACAGGGCUUAGAGUGCAAGAACUAACUAGCAAAACAAACAUUUAACUAAACAACAGUUAAGGAUGGAGGGUGCAAUAGUCAUCAAUUAUGCAAUAAUACUGUGAGGGAUGGAGAUAGAGAGGAAUACAAUUUAAAACAGAUAUAGGAAAAAUAAGAAGUCCAGGUAUUCUCAAGAUGAUUAUCCAGAAAUGCUACCUCUGCCUAGGGCAAAUCCUGCAGGGUUGGGUGUUGUGAGUCCUGGGUGUAGCUGUUACAAUGCUGUAUUGGGUCCAGGCUCUGCUUAGGGCAAAUCCUGCAGGGUUGGGUGCUGUGAGUCCUGGGUGUAGCUGUUACAUUGCUGUAUUGGGCCCAGGUGGAGGAGUGCCAGUAAAGAGUGUUUUAUUAAAACACUGUUUUUGUUUUGAUUAACCCCAUAAAAGUAAACUUGGCCCUGUUAGGGGUGGUACACAAGGAAGGACUUGUGGGUGUAGGGGGGAUGAAACACAUGGAGGGGCUCACUCAGACUGCCACUAAAGGUGCUUCCUGGGUCUACAUUGAUGAUGAGAUGCUGAUUGGCUUGUGCAAUAGUCUCCCAAUGCUUUACUAUGGGAAAGCAUUAGAUUGUCUGACAUCAUCAUAAUUGAUGAUCUCAGCCAAGGAGGCAGAGCAUGGGUGGGGCCAUCAGCAAGGAGACCUAUGUGACACUGGAGUAAAGAUGAGUAAAUCACCUUUUACACUUCUGACAGGGGUGCCGAUGGCCUAAACGGCGUUCUCACAGCUAUAGUGACAGGAAUACAUGUAUGUGUUUCUGUCAAUAUAGUGUUCUUUUAAGUGUCAUUAAAUGUAAUAAACAUCUUAAAAAUGAGAAGUGAUUGUUUUAUGACAGUUUUCCUCUAAUUCCGUGUCAACUAGACUUGUGAACGGCAGACAAAUAUAAUUUGGUAGAGAUGAAUCUUACCUCAAUGUUGUCCAAGCAAACAAAUCAGGGAAAACUAUUUGGAUGAGCUAAAAGGGCAUUAAAAUGAGCCAAGUCGUGUACUUUAAAAUAUAUGCAUAAAAUUUAAAUGCAUAUAUAUUUUGCAGUACAGUGUCAAUUUUAAUGAUGCUAAUUUUGGUCCAAAUGGAAUGUUAUUUUACCAUUUCCGUGAGCUUUCGGUUACAUAUUUUAAGCAUUUGAUCUGGCUGAUACCCAGUUUAUUUCUUUAAUAUUUUGUGUUCUAUAGAUAGCCCCUACCAAACUGAAAAAAAAAAUCCUGAAAUAAGAAUAUUUUUUUACUAUAUUCUAUGGUGUCAGCAGGAGCUCUUGGAGCUCCCACAAAUAAAAAUUAGCCAUUCUUGCAAGUAUGAAAGGAGCACUACACAGUGCUAAUUAUAAAUAUAAAUAAAACAAAAAAAAAAUUUUAAUCACUGUUUGGUAGAUUUCCCCUCUCAUUAAAAACCUCUGAAGUUAAUCCUCCUUGCACAGCGUUUAGAAAGAACACUGGUGUGAACUGAGCAUGCCUACUACUUCUGUUAGCUCAGGGGGAGCCAGUUGAUUGACAGCUUUGAGGAUGUUUAACUUAUAUAAUGAUAAAAGUGCAGAUUUCUUAUAAAAAACGUGGAGUGGUCUUUUAACCCCUUAAGGUCGGCUAUGCCGUCCUUGGGGACCCGGCUCUAAACAUCCACGCUGCCCUAUGCACUUACCUGCAUAUGAUCAUGAUGGGGGGACUUACCUGACAUCCCGGGGAGUCCCUCUGCUGCCGAUCCGGCCCUCCUGGGCCAUGUGAUUGCGAGGUCCUUAUGAGGACCUCAAGGAUCACAUGGACGGAAUAGCCGUCCAUAGCAGUGUCAGCAGGGGGAGUGCCUGGAAUGACAGGUAGUCCCCCUGCUGCCUGAAAUAAUGUUCAAUAAAGUUUUAAAACAGUUUAAAAUAAAAUAUAUACUUAGAUCAUAUAUAUAUACACACACUUUUACACUCAUACACUGUCUAAGUGUAUUUUGAUAUUAAUAUAUAUAAUUAUGUAUAUAUAUCAAAAUACACAUAGAAUGAUAUUUAUUAAAUAUAUAUAUAAUUAUAUAUAUUUCAUAUAAAAUAAAUAUAUAAAUACGUUAAAAAUGAAAAAUAACAAAAUAAUAAAAUAUAUAUGUGUAAUUUCGUUCUAACUGUAUUUUGAUAUUAAUAUAAAUAUAUAUAUAUAUAGAUAGAUAGAUAUCAAAAUACACUUAGAACGAAAUUAUAUAUAUUUAUAUACAUAAAUAUAUGUGUAUAUAUCACUAUAUAUAUAUAUAUAUAUAUAUAUAUAUAUACCUGUACAGUUGCAAGAAAAAGUAUGUGAACCCUUUGGAAUGAUAUGGAUUUCUGCACAAAUUGGUCAUAAAAUGUGAUCUGAUCAUCAUCUAAGUCACAACAAUAGACAAUCACAGUCUGCUUAAACUAAUAACACACAAAGAAUGAAAUGUUGCCAUGUUUUUAUUGAACACACCAUGUAAACAUUCACAGUGCAGGUGGAAAAAGUAUGUGAACCCCUAGACUAAUGAAAUCUCCAAGAGCUAAUUGGAGUGAGAUGUCAGCCAACUGGAGUCCAAUCGAUGAGAUGAGAUUGGAGGUGUUGGUUACAGCUGCCCUGCCCUAUAAAAAACGCACACCAGUUCUGGGUUUGCUUUUCACAAGAUGCAUUGCCUGAUGUGAAUGAUGCCUCGCACAAAAGAGCUCUCAGAAGAUCUACGAUUAACCCCUUAAGGACACAUGACAUGUGUGACAUGUCACGAUUCCCUUUUAUUCCAGAAGUUUGGUCCUUAAAGAGUUAAGAAUUGUUGACUUGCAUAAAGCUGUAAAGGGUUAUAAAAGUAUCUCCAAAAGCCUUGCUGUUCAUCAGUCCAUAGGAAGACAAAUUGUCUAUAAAUUGUGAAAGUUCAGCACUGCUGCAACUCUCCCUAGGAGUGGCCGUCCUGUAAAGAUGACUGCAAGAGCACAGCGCAGACUGCUCAAUGAGGUGAAGAAGAAUCCUAGAGUGUCAGCUAAAGACUUACAAAAGUCACUGGCAAAUGCUAACAUCCCUGUUAGCGAAUCUACAAUACGUAAAACACUAAACAAGAAUGGAUUUCAUGGGAGGAUAUCACAGAGGAAGCCACUGCUGUCCAAACAAAACAUUGCUGCACGUUUACAGUUUGCACAAGAGCACCUGGAUGUUCCACAGCAGUACUGGCAAAAUAUUCUGUGGACAGAUGAAACCAAAGUUGAGUUGUUUGGAAGAAACACACAACACUAUGUGUGGCGAAAAAAAAGGAACAGCACACCAACAUCAAAACCUCAUCCCAACUGUGAAGUAUGGUGGUGGGGGCAUCAUGACUGCUUUGCUGCAUCAGGGCCUGGGCAGAUUGCUAUCAUCGAAGGAAAAAUGAAUUCCCAAGUUUAUCCAUACAUUUUGCAGGAGAACUUAAGGCCAUCUGUCUACCAGCUGAAGCUCAACAGAAGAUGGGUGUUGCAACAGGAUAAUGACCCAAAGCAUAGAAGUAAAUCAAUAACAGAAUGGCUUAAACAGAAGAAAAUACGCCUUCUGAAGUGGCCCAGUCAGAGUCCUGACCUCAGCCCGAUUGAGAUGCUGUGGCAUGACCUCAAUAAAGCGAUUCACACCAGACAUCCCAAGAAUAUUGCUGAACUGAAACAGUUCUGUAAAGAGGAAUGGUCAAGAAUUACUCCUGACCGUUGUGCACGUCUGAUCUGCAACUACAGGAAACGUUUGGUUGAAGUUAUUGCUGCCAGAGGAGGUUCAACCAAUUAUUAAAUCCAAGGGUUCACAUACUUUUCCACCUGCACUGUGAAUGUUUACAUGGUGUGUUCAAUAAAAACAUUCUUUGUGUGUUAUUGGUUUAAGCAGACUGUGAUUGUCUAUUGUUGUGACUUAGAUGAUAAUCAGAUCACAUUUUAUGACCAAUUUGUGCAAAAAUCCAUAUCAUUCCAAAGGGUUCACAUACUUUUUAUUGCAACUGUAUAUAUACUUAUAUAUAUAUAUAUAUAUAUAUAUAUAUAUAUAUAUAUAUAUAUAUAUAUAUAUAUAAAUAUAUAUAUAUAUAUAUAUAUAUAUAAAUAAAUAAAUCACAUAUUGAUAUCUGUUUAAUAUGUUAUGGGAUAUUUUAAUAUUUAAAAAAAUAAAAACACUUUAAAUUUGUAUCCAAAAAUAUAAAAUCAUUCAAAAAGCUUAUCCAACAAUAUUAAAUCAAGGACUUAGUCAUUAAGUUACACUAGCAGUCCAGGAUUUAGACAUUUAGGCAUUGAUCCAGUCCUGUAUCAAUGGGGAUAAUGAACUAUUGGUGUGUCUUUAGGACCUGACUUCGAACAAUGACUUCAGAUAAGUUAUGUUUUUAGGGUCAUAAAAAUAUCCAUAGCUUUAACUAGUUAAAUGUUUUCAAAAGUGGCUAGACUAUAUUGAGUUUGAACUGGCUACUACCGUUGUAUCUGUUGGAUUAUAUCUACCACUUAUUUUGACCCGUAAACUGAUCUCUGCAAUCUAGACAGCCAAAAUAAAUUAGCAAUGAGGGAAUGACUUUAAAGGUAAGUUUUAAAACUCAAUUAUGGAAAGGAAUUUAAUAUUCUCGGGAAAGUGAUGAAGGUUUGUAAACUGGGUAUACAUAAAAGGGCUUUUAUGUGGUUGGCACAUGUACACAUGCUGUAUGCCAGGGCCACACUCUAGCACUGGCAUUAGUCAGGAUAUAAAAGGUUUUCAAUGCAAUUAAUAUUUCUACAAAAAGUGAUAGAUCAGCAGAUAGCUACAGACAUUCGUUUUAUACCAGUCUCUGUUUCAAAGAUUCAGAUGUAGUUCAUUUAUUUCAAAGACUUAGCUAUUUAUCCUUUUGACCUUGGUCCUACUCUGUUUGGAGAACUUAACUAAACCACAAGCUGCUGAGAGACACUCAAGCUGUAGCUGCUUUUGCACACAUGUUGACUCAAGGACCAGAUGCUACAGUUGCAGUGAAUCAAGGCUGUGUUUUUGGGGCUUUAUUCAAAAUAACAAGGUGCCCAGUUUAAGAUUUGUGAUGGGCACAAGCCAAAAUCUCACCCUUGAGGCUGUGAUGCAUCUGUUUACUUGGUAAUCUGACAAUCUGACUUCAACAUAAUGAUCAGUUACAACAUAUUAAUGGGAAAAUAAAUCUAUCUAUCUAUCUAUCUAUCUAUCUAUCAUAUAUCUUUAUCAGCCACAAUUAAAACUACCUGCCUAAUAUCGUGUAUGCCCUGCCAAAACCGCUAUUAUGCGUUGAGGCAUGGACUUCAUAAGUCCUCUGAACGUGUCCUGUGGUAUCUGGCAGCAAGACAUUAGCAGGAGAUCAUUUAACUCCUGCAGGCUGUGAGGUAGGGUCUCUAUGAAUCGGAUUUGUUGUUCCAGUGCGUCUCACAGAUGCUCAUUCAAAUUGAGAUCUGGGGAAUUUGGUGGCCAAGGCAACACCUUGAACUCUUUGUAAUGUUCCUCUAACCAUUGCUGAACAACUGUUUGCAGUUUAUCCAAUCUGCAUUAUUAAAAGAGGCCACUGCAAUAAGGGGUGUGUAUGGCGUGCAACAAUCUCUAGGUAUUACUUGGCAAAGUAAUAUCCACAUGAAUGUUAGGGCCCAAGGUUUCUCAGCAGAAGAUUAUCCACAACAUAACACUGCCACCGCCAGCCUGCCAUCUUCCCAUAGUGCCUUUUGCUGCCAUCUAUUCCCCAGGUAAACAACACUCAUGCACCUAGCCAUCCUCCUGAUGUAUAAGAAAAAAUGAUUCAUCAGAUCAGGCAAUCUUCUUUCAUUGCUACAUGGUCCAGUUCUGAUGCUCAAUUCAUCAUUGACAGUGCUUUUGGCGGUGGACCAGGGUCAUGAUGGACACUCUGACUGGUCUGUGGCUACAUAGCCCCACACGCAGCAAAUUGUGAUGCACCGUGUGUUCUGCCAUCUUUCUAUCAUGGCCUGCAUUAACUUGUUCCACAAUUUAAACUAUAGUAGCUCUUGUUUUGUGAUUGGACCAGAUGGACUAGCCAUCAUUUUUUGGCCAUUGUCAAAGUCACUCAUCUUUUCGCUUGCCCAUUUUUCCCUGCUUACAACACAUUAAAUUCAAGAACUGACUGUUUACUUGCUGCCUAAUAAAUCUCACCCUUGACAGGUUCUAUUGUAACAAUGGCACCCUUUUUGGGUACUGAGGAAAGUCCCAAUCCGUGACUGAAACAUUGACUAACAUGUUUUAUCACCACAGUUAUGUUAAACGUUCCAAAAUUGAACAAUAAAGGAGAAACAAAUGUAUUUUUAAAGUCCAUGAGUGCUACCAUCUCUUUUAAUUUGUAUUUUUUUCUUUCAGUGCUUAAGAUUAAUACAAACAGGCUUAAGGUAACCUCAACAGCAUUCCUCAGACAUAGCAUCACAUAUUGCAUAUGGGGUAAUAGAUUGGUCCAGCACAAUUUUAUGAUUUUAUAAACAUGAGAGAUAGUCCGAGGAGAAACAGAUAAAGAAUAUGUUAGAAAUGAUUGGAAGGCAUGUUAUACAACUUAUAUGUACUGCUGGGUACUAAAUUAGAGUAGUUGGUGCAGGCAAGGAGUGAUCUAACUCUGUUGUGCCAGGCAGCAUUGUUUCCUUUAGGGUCUGUCAGCCCACACCGCAUGGAGGCUUUGGGGAAGAGUCCUUUUCUGUGGUAAUCAUAGUGCCUUUUCUUUCCUCCUCGGGACUCAACAAGAGAUUUUGAUGGUUCUGACGGGUUACUCAUUGUGGGAUCAGAAGCCAUGUUCUUGCAGUUCUUUGAGCUCGGGUAGGACCAUGGGCCUUCAGGUUUAACGUAGCUCGAAGUCGCCCUGGGGUGUGUGGAUGGUGUGGUAUGAAAUACCUUUUGGGCCCUUGCCCCGAAGGAAGCGCCUGCAGUCCCGGCGGCAGUUUGAAUCUCAGGUUCAGCAGCUGGGGGGCUUUGGUAGAUCAACUAGGUCGAAGCUGGGUCUCCGGUUAGUAAACUUUCUGGGUGCAGUAUGUUGGCUCCAGUUCUGUGCACCCUGACUGCUCUGCGAUGCGUGUUGUUGCAUACGGUGGGCCAGUUUGUGUCAAAAUGCUGCAAAUAUCAUGUCCAGUUUUGAGUCAAAGUCAGCGCUUUCAGUGGAGCACGGUGCGAGACACUCUGGGUCCUCCCAGUGCUGUGGGGACUGUGGAGUCGGCUUUAACGUGUCACGCUGCUGCAAGGCUUCCUGCUGAGGGGAGUAGGUGGGAACUGGGAUAUCUCCCACCAAUCCGGGGGGGGGGGGGCGGCUGCGGGGCUCUAAGUGUUACUGUGUUUCCUCCACCGCCCCCCAAGAUGCCAAGACUUGAGGCGUGCUAGGCCACAUGGUUGGUUCACGGGAUCUCUCCGUUUAUCGGUAAGAUUCGGGUAUCCCCGUGUAAACGAUUGUAUCCUGGUUCUGCUCCGGUCCCUUGGGUCCCCUAUUGGGGCUGUAAUUGGAGGUUCAAGCUUGUUUUAGGUCCCCAAGUGUCGGAGCUGUUAGGGAGCAUGUCCGGCCAUCUUGGUGGUCAGGCCCCCCCCCCUUUUAUUUGUUGUGUGUGUGAGUAUAUAUAUAUAUAUAUAUAUAUAUACAUAUAUUUAUUUUAAUUUUUUUUUAUUGUGACCAAAGUCUAUGGUGUUUGUUUUGCAAAAUAUGCUUCCCUACUUUGAAAAGACUUAGAUCACUGCAUCCUAUUCUGUCUUCAUGCCGUGCCUUAUGCUCUUCAAACAGAUUGCAUCACAGUUCCCUAUCGUAGUUGCUGGGUUUUUUUUUUGUUAUCUUGUGGGACUUUAAUUCUUCCCAUGGUGCAGUAGAGAUAGAGUAUGCAGGCAGUGAGUCAUAAAGAAUAAAACUUCCAAAACAUACAGAACAUAUAUCUGAGCUGUAGAUUACUAUAUGAACAGCUGUGCCUCAUCAUUAAAUGCAGAUGACCCACACAAGGAGCCUAUCAACACAAAGAGCUUUCUGUCAUACCUGAAAGCAUAUUCUCAGAAAGCAUUCAACCGACUGACAGUGAUCAAAUAACAACCCAGUUACGAUACAGGAAAGGUAGCAAAGAUACUUGGCUGGUACUCUGAAUAAUCAUUAUCAUGGAAGACAAGCACUUUAUAACAUCAUUAAAUUUAUUUUUAAGACAUUUUAAUAUUCGUAACACUUAUAAUAAAUUCUUACCUUGUUUAUAAAAAUUAUAUUUAUAGGCACAAUGCUAUGAUUAAGCAACUCUGAGCAUUAAACACAUGAGAUGAAAGAAGGUCUGUGGUGAGUACUCUCUGUCACUGUCUAACCCUGUGCUUCUCUAUGAGUUUUUACUUCUGGAAUACAGAAUGGAUCUUUAACACAUGACACUGUCUAUUUAUGGAUUUCUGCUUGAAAGAGCACAUAGUUUCAAGCACCCCUUGUUUAAAACUCAUCACUUUUCACUUUUUUUUAAUUUUAUUUAUAUAUUAUAUAAUGUAUAAUCUAGAAAAAUUAAACAAUUGCCACUAGAAAGCUAGUACCACAAAAUACAAAUUACUGGUCAGUGCUGUUUAAUUUUCUGGAAUCAAUUACAACUGAUUGAUUUAAAGGGACACUAUCCUACUGAGACCCAGCACAUUAAAGGGACACUAUAGUCACCUGAACAACUUUAGCUUAAUGAAGUAGUUUUGGUGUAUAGAACAUGCCCCUGCAGCCUCACUGCUCAAUCCUGUGCCAUUUAGGAGUUAAAUCCCUUUGUUUAUGAACCCUAGUCACACCUCCCUGCAUGUGACAUGCACAGCCUUCCAUAAACACUUCCUGUAAAGAGAGCCCUAUUUAGGCUUUCUUUAUUGCAAGUUCUGUAUAAUUAAGAUUUUCUUAUCCCCUGCUAUGUUAAUAGCUUGCUAGAUCCUGCAAGAGCCUCCUGUAUGUGAUUAAAGUUCAAUUUAGAGAUUGAGAUACAAUUAUUUAAGGUAAAUUACAUCUGUUUGAAAGUGAAACCAGUUUUUUUUUCAUGCAGGCUCUGUCAAUGCAUGAAUUGUAGCCCAUGGAUCAGCACAGCAAAGAGGAAUAGGCCUUGACAGAGCCAGGAGGUAGGCAUAGCAGCCACAGGAAGUUAGUGACAGCUAUCAUGCUGGGUAGGACGGAGCCAUAAGGGGAGUAUUUAUACCGGCCAUUAUAUGAAGUGGCCAUUUUAACUGAACCUAAGCUUACCUGUCAGUUGUCCCUCCCACCCUCCCUGUAUUUGGUUAGGUUAGUUCAUUUCCCGUUUUUUUUCCCAGUUUCUGUAUUAACAUGUUAUUUAGAUUGUUAUCUAUUGUUAUUAUUGUGGGGUCAUUGCUAGGAGUUUGUUAUGUAUAUGGGGGAUGUUAACGUUAUUAAGAUUUGAUGGCAAUGACCCCAUUUGUUAUUCCUUAAUUAUUUUAUUAAUAAUUUAAUAAAGCUGUGGACUAAUUAUUUCCAACAGUAUAAACUGUGUCCAUGUUUUAAUGGGGGUUUGGGUAAGGUUAGCGCCUAUGCCGGCAAAUCCGACUGUGCGCCUGUCAAGAAACAAAGUGAUUUAACUCCUAAAUGACAGUGAAUUGAGCAGUUAAAUUGCAGGGGAAUGAUCUAUACACUAAAACUGCUUUAUUUAGCUAAAGUGAUUUAGGUGACUAUAGUGUUCCUUUAACUUGUGUCCUCUUUACUGGACAUUUAGUUCACAUGCUUCUCCUUUUAUUCUUUUGAUCUACUCUAUCAAUCCCUGCUGUAUUAUAAAGAGGACAUCCUGGGCUUUCCAGUGAUAUGUCAUGUGAUGCUGGGAACUUCCUCUUCAUAAAAAAAUGGAAAGAAAUUGGAAUAGCACAGUAUAGCACAGUCUGCUUAAUUUAGAUUCUUAUCUCUUGCACUGUUAGUAGCUUGCUAGACCUUGUAGGAGCCUCCUGUGUGUGAUAAAAGUUAAAUUUACAGAGCAGGAGUUAAAAACAUAUAAAGCAAGUUAACAUCCUAUUUGAAAAGGAAACCUUUAUUUUUCAUGCAGGUUGUGUCAGUCACAGCAAGGGGAGGUGUGCCUAGGUCUGCAUAAACAGAAAUAAAAGUGGUUCAACUCCUAAAUGGCAGAGAACUGAGCAGUGAGAUUUGAGGAGCAUGAUCUCUACACCAAAACUGCUUCAAUAAGAGCUAAUGUUGUUUUGAUGUCUAUAGUGCCCCUUUAAGGUUGAUUUAUUUUAUAAUAAUUGUAAUUCUUUGCAAGAUUAAAUGUUUCAUGACAAAUACCAUGUUGAUUCACUCUGCAGACACAUCACUUCCCAACUUUUUUUAAAAAAUGUUGUACUGUCAUUUAAUGUGUUUGUCAGAGAAAGUGUUACAAUUUAAUUUUGCUGUUUAAACCUACAUAUCUGAAAAAUUAUCUCCAGUUUUCUAGAGGCAUAUUAAUUUAUACCAUUCUACCAUUAGUUGCCUUGAAGUAUUCAGAGAAAGAUUUUUUUAUUUUAUUUUUUUAAUCAAAUUUUUGCCUGUGUAUACAGUUGACAUUUGAGAAAGAAUUAUAUGUUAUACAUUUUUCACUCUCCCUGGCUAAGGAUGAAAAGUGCUACAGUUGUUUUCUCUCUUUUUUUUUUUUUUUUUACUUUGAGCCUCACUGAGGAGGUUGUGUUUGGCAUUUCCUGAAUCCUACGACCAACUAAUCUUAAGCCACCAUGUAGCCUGUAUGGUAAACCCUGCUGUAUCUUGCUUCGUUUUAAUACAUAGUAUAUGGACCUCUGUCCCACUUCAUUGCAGCACAGGGUACAGCAGUGUACACCAUGUGGUACUGUUGAUCACCAUUGCAAUUGGUGUUAUAAUGUUACAACAAUAUUGAGACAUUAUAGUGUUUUAUAACAAUGGUUGUCACAAGUGACUUUUUUUAAAAACGCUACUUUUUUUUUAACACUUUUUUUAUUGUGAAUGUUAAAUCCAACACAUAUGUCCAGCAUAGUUUUAGCUACAGGAAGUUUGUCAUGGAACAGAUACGGAGUCAAGAGUGUACAUGGGGCACUUUUUAGCAUUUAACAAUACAACAUAAGUAAAGAAAACAAAAGUUUGUCAAGUAUAACAUGGCCAUGGAUAAUUUUCAGACAGUAUAGUUGUAUCAAGGUCAGUAGGACCCAGAAAAAAAAAAAGCUUCCAUCGCUGGCAAGAAAAUCGGCAACAUUUGCCUCCAACCUUGGUCAUUUGAAGAGGAGCAAUUGGUGGCCAGGAAAAUAAAUAACAAGGGGAAGGAUAUCUCCAUUUCUCCUGAACAGAGAAUUUAAAGUGCCAGACAUUGUGAUUAGAAGGAGUACAUUGGGAGUAUCAUGACUGGGUACAGUGCCAUCCAAAUGGUGAGUUACAUUUCCUUGUGUUGGGUAAAUUGGUUGGGCACUUGGUAUUGGGAUGUGGCCCAUAGACUUUGGAUAGGCCCAGCUUAGCUAUAUUACCAAGUUAGUGUAGGUUUAACCUGAAACUUGGAAUAAAGCAAGAUUUCUAUAGCAUGUUGAAUUAAUUUUAUAUGUUGUCUGGUCACUUGUUCAUUAUCCUACGAAAUUAGUGGUAUAGACAAUGUCUAUAUUGCUGGGCAUUACUUUGUAUUAAGAGCUAUUUCUAGAAGGGUGGCACAGACCCUUCCCUUGUCUCCCUCGCUCCCCCUCUCCCCCCCCACCCACUCCCAGUCUCUCUCGCUUCUCUCCUCUAUAGUCUUUAUUCUUGUUGUGCAAAUGAUGACAAAGAGAGCUUGUGUAUCCACAAGCAGUAACAAGCAUAGCAAUAACAAACGAUAUUAAAUAUGGUCAUGACCUUUGGAGAAACUGCACAAUGUUUUGAAUUAAUUACAGAUGUGCUAAAUACGCCACAGCAGUGAUAUCAAGCGUAGUAUAAACAGGUAAUACACCAUGUCAUAUAGAACAGCAGCACAUUUUUACGUGUUAGUAACCAAAUUAGUUAAAAUAAAAUAAGAUGCGAGUGAAGAAGUCCUGACUAACUGGGUUGCAGCAAUUAAGCAGAAAGUGCAAGCUAAUUGUAUGUGAGAAUACCAGGUUAUAUAUGAUUAGCUAGACAUGAGAUUCAUGACGACUUAAUACUUGUGCCACUUAAAUACCAAAAGAAGUAGUUGUUAAUAGGACUGUCGUUGAAGUUGCACACUAAAUGUUAGAUAUGUUAAACUGUACAACCACUCAUCUGCAACAAUGUGUCACAUUAGACCGUAUAAUAAGUAGUUAUGUCUGGUUAGGGGUCAUUGGUUAGUAAUGUGUGAAUAGGUUAGACAGAGUGGCCGUCAAUAUGGUAAAGUAUCAACUUUAUAUGUCGUCCGGUCCAGCCUUGGGAAUUCGUGGGUUGGACAUGUAUCUUAAAAAAAAGUAAAAAUAAUAACAAAAAAAAUUGAACUGUGUGCCGGUUCGGUUCCCCCACCCUCCAAUUCAACCUUGUAUGCUUCUAUUUUUAGCUACCUGUGUUGUUUAACAAGCUGUGAUUUGUAAAGGGUUUCGACCGGCCACCACUUCUGCCAAGAACCACACUGUGUACUUUAGGGCUUUCCUCACUUUGAUUUGAAAGGAGUCAUCCAAAGUAAGGAGAUAUGAUCUCCAAGUCAGGAUAAAUUUCCUGGCAAGGAUUUCUUUGUCGGUUAGUGUCACCAACCAAUCCAUUUUGAAAAGAAAUUGGAGUUUAGUUAAAAAUAAUUGUAGCAGGAUGUCUGUAGGAGUUAUGUCAGGGAAGUGUGUUUUCCAUUUUCCCAUGCCAUGUUUGAAGACCAGUCCAGUCUGGAGUGUAUGUAUGAACAUGUAGAGUUUAGAUGUGGAAUAAGUGGCUCGUUUAGAGGAGCGCAGCAUGGUGUCUAAGGGGUUCUCCCAAUCCACUGCUGUGAAAGUUUGAGUGAUAGAGUGGUAGUAGUGCCGCACCUGGCAGUCUGCAAACCAUGGGGUUGGAAGGCCCGGGAAUAAACGCUACUUUUCUUUUUUUUUUAAAGUAAAUCUUACUAAGUCACCAACCACACCUCCCACCACAUCCAUUUUAUGGCAGUUAGAAAUGAGGCAAAGUAUGCAGAAUUGGUUUUGAAAUGUUUAUUUUAGUUUCCUUUUAACAGACUUUUGUGUUAUGAAGCAAAGCACAUACAGACUCCUUUGACAUUUAAUACCGCUGAAUGAUGUGGCAAAAUAACAGAAUCUGCAGACACUUCCUCAUUGUUUGACUUGACUAAAUUGUACUGACAAGUGUCGCACUCCCUUAGGGAUAAAAGAGAUUUGUCAUGUUCUGUACCUGGAGCAUAUACUGCAUGUCAAUCAGUAAGUACAUAUAUACCUAGUAUAAUUAUCCUUUGAUGUAAAACGACAUUAUAAGGGCUCAGUGAAUCCUAUCAGCACCUCUUUAUUUGGCUUGGGAUUCCAUGCAUUUUAAAAUAUUUUUUCUCUUAAUUCAUUCUGUUUCACAGUGUUUUUUAAUAGAAUGAGCACAGUGAACCAGUUAGCAGAUAAUUAAUUAUAACUUCUCAUUCCUUGUCUAAUAGUCUAUUGAAGCCAAAAUCAGUACACUGAGAGUACUAGUGAAUUGCUUGCAAUUAGAAACUACAUAUCCCUGUUUCUUAAAAUGGUCCAUCCUAUUGGAAAUAGACAAAGUACUUUAUUUGUGUUCUCUGAUUUUGGAAUGAUGCAAAUAAAUAUAUUAAUGUCUGUUAAAUUAUUCAAGCAAUACAAACCUCAGUGGCAUAUAAGUAGUAUAAACAGGCACUGUGUAUAAAAUAACUACAUAUUUUAUUUUUCUUUGCAGUUUUUUUAAUAUGUCAGAACAAAAUGAUUGCAAGCUAAACAAAAGAAAAUCAUAUUUCUAUUGUUAACUGUGGCACUUCUUGUGCCUUAUAAAUGGUUAAAUUGGAUAGCCUGCAUAAUCUAACUUUUAUGGUCAUUUGUCCAGGUGAGAAAUUGGGUCUUAUGAUUUAGUAUUAAAACUUUAAAAGCAAAAAUGCUCUUCAUUUAUAGAAUUCAUGAAUAUUUUCUGAAGGCACAUGCUGCAGCACACAAUGCCCCUCUUCAUCAUACUUGGGUGAUAUAAAUAUUUAUCCUGAUAAACAGCCAAAUUCUAAGAGGCCUGAAAUAGUUUUUGCAAACAUUCCAUGCCAAUUAUAAUUUUUAAAAAAACAAACAAAUAAAAAUAUAUCCAGUUUAAAGCAAUACGUUGGCAGCUAUCAGCUAGAGAGUAAAUAAACAGCUUAUAAACCUCUUCCUGUCCGAUGACGUAUGGUGUACUUUGCCGUGAUGUCACAACAGACUUAUCCCAUACUUCACCUGAAAAAUGGGUACAGACAUUCUGCCCAGCCAGGGAUACUGUGUAUCAGGCUAUUACUGGAUGCUUUAGGAGUGAGGCAUCCCAUCAUAUAGCUCCCUUGAGGUUUUCUCAGAUAUGUGAUCUCUGCUUUUGAAGAAAUGGCUUGACCAUGACACUGAGGCAGUAUUGAUGUUCUCUAAGAGUCUGAGCUGGUUAUUAGACAUGUGUAAUUCAUUCUGUUCCGAAUGUACAUUCGUACAAAUUUCAUGGCAUUCGGAUGCCUGCGAAUGUCUGAAGUGCCGAGGUUCCGAAGUACCAAAGUUCAGUAGUUAGGAAGUGUGGAAGCUCCGAAGUGCCGAAUUGAUUCGGAUUUUUUAAAAGUGCCAAAACAAGAGAGAGAGAGGCAAAAUUACGUAAACGAUGACCGGAAUCUUGACCCAUAAGUGAAUUCCUUUUGUGCAGUGUAAUGCUUGCUUGCUCAAUCCGGUUUCACUAUUCUCUGUCCAAUGAAAUUAGCAAAUUCUUGUGAUUGAUGUUAGAGGAUAGCCAAUUUAUGGUGAUUUUGUCACUGAUAUUUGGCCAAACAAGGCACACACAGUCAUUGAGGUGGGAUAGUAUAUAAAUCAGGCUCUCAGGUUUUUUUUUUAAAACGAACGACAUUCCCAACUGCCGAAUGCCUGAUAGUAAUGACAUGCCGAACUGCCAAACGCUCAAAAUGAAUGCCUGAAUGCCAUGUGCCCGAAUGCGGAAUUGUCUGAACCGAAUGCCAUUGGGCAGUUCCAAAGUGCCGAACUGAAUGCCAUUGGUCCGAAUUGCCUAAGUAGACAAAUUUCUUUACUUACCCGAAUUUCCGAACCUAAUUUUUUGCCCAUGCACAUCACUACUGGUUAUUGCUGGAUGAAUGGCAAAUGAUGCACUUAUUCUAAAAUGUGUAUAUGUUAUGGUGUAUGGGGUUUUGAGAAAAACUGUCAGAUUAUUAAUUGACUUUAUAUGUUUUGAUGUGCAAUUAAUAUAUAUAUUUUUGUUGAUAUUAUUAUUUUAUUAUUUAUACAGUGCCAGCAAAUUCCAUAGCGCUGUACGAUAUGCACCUGUGUUGCAGUUGCUGCCUAUAUGUUAUGAAGUAUUUUCAAAAUCAGAAAAAAAUAUUAUCAGGAAAUAAAAAAUAUAUAUUUUUAAGGGAUAUUUUUUUUAGGUGCACUAUGCAUAUCCAGAGUAUACCAUACAACAUUUCAGAUGAGGAAUAUUUUUAUUUUAAGGUGGUGUGGAUAGAGGUGGUGCAUGAAAGAUAAAAUGUACAGGGAAUUGUCGGGACUAAAACUAAAUGUAAAGUAAAUAUUACAUUUUAGGGCAAUAUUGUAAUACUGAAAACAUAGCUGACUUUAUUUUAGCAUAAAAAUGUCAAAUUGCUUUGAAUUCCAAAUAAUUAUAACUUUAGUGAAUAGCCCUAUAAUAUGACUUUAUGACCUAUUGAUAACUACUUACUCAAGUCAUUUAGGAGAAGCCCGGAGUCUGUUGUUUCAACAUACUAAUUUAAAAGUACAUUUGUUUUUCUUUGAAAACACAUUACUGACAGUUUUAUAGCCACAAAGCUUUAUGAUACACUAAUAUACAGUUGCAAGAAAAAGUAUGUGAACCCUUUGGAAUGAUAUGGAUUUCUGCACAAACUGGUCAUAAAAUGUGAUCUGAUCAUCAUCUAAGUCACAACAAUAAACAAUCACAGUCUGCUUAAACUAAUAACACACAAAUAAUUAAAUGUUGCCAUGUUUUUAUUGAACACACCAUGUAAACAUUCACAGUGCAGGUGGAAAAAGUAUGUGAACCCUUGGAUUUAAUAACUGGUUGAACCUCCUUUGGCAGCAAUAAUUUCAACCAAACGUUUCCUGUAGUUGCAGAUCAGACGUGCACAACGGUCAGGAGUAAUUCUUACCAUUCCUCUUUACAGAACUGUUUCAGUUCAGCAAUAUUCUUGGGAUGUCUGGUGUGAAUCGCUUUAUUGAGGUCAUGCAAUAGCAUCUCAAUCGGGUUGAGGUCAGGACUUUGACUGGGCCACUUCAGAAGGCGUAUUUUCUUCUGUUUAAGCCAUUCUGUUGUUGAUUUACUUCUAUGCUUUGGGUCAUUGUCCUGUUGCAACACCCAUCUUCUGUUGAGCUUCAGCUAGUAGUAGACAGAUGGCCUUAAGUUCUCCUGCAAAAUGUCUUGAUAAACUUGGGAAUUCAUUUUUCCUUUGAUGAUGGCAAUCCGUCCAGGCCCUGAUGCAGCAAAGCAGCCCCAAACCAUGAUGCCCCCACCACCAUACUUCACAGUUGGGAUGAGGCUUUGAUGUUGGUGUGCUGUGCCCUUUUUUGACAACACAUAGUGUUGUGUGUUUCUUCCAAACAACUCAACUUUGGUUUCAUCUGUCCACAGAAUAUUUUGCCAGUACUGCUGUGGAACAUCCAGGUGCUCUUGUGCAAACUGUAAACGUGCAGCAAUGUUUUGUUUGGACAGCAGUGGCUUCCUCUGUGGUAUCCUCCCAUGAAAUCCAUUCUUGUUUAGUGUUUUACGUAUUGUAGAUUCGCUAACAGGGAUGUUAGCAUUUGCCAGUGACUUUUGUAAGUCUUUAGCUGACACUCUAGGAUUCUUCUUCACCUCAUUGAGCAGUCUGCGCUGUGCUCUUGCAGUCAUCUUUACAGGACGGCCACUCCUAGGGAGAGUAGCAGCAGUGCUGAACUUUCUCCAUUUACAGACAAUUUGUCUUACCGUGGACUGAUGAACAGCAAGGCUUUUGGAGAUACUUUUAUAACCCUUUCCAGCUUUAUGCAAGUCAACAAUUCUUAAUCGUAGUUCUUCUGAGAGCUCUUUUGUGCGAGGCAUCAUUCACAUCAGGCAGUGCUUCUUGUGAAAAGCAAACCCAGAACUGGUGUGUGUUUUUCAUAGGGCAGGGCAGCUGUAACCAACGACUCCAAUCUCAUCUCAUUGAUUGGACUCCAGUUGGCUGACAUCUCACUCCAAUUAGCUCUUGGAGAUGUCAUUAGUCUAGGGGUUCACAUACUUUUUCCACCUUCACUGGGAAUGUUUACAUGGUGUGUUCAAUAAAAACAUGGCAACAUUUCAUUCUUUGUGUGUUAUUAGUUGAAGCAGACUGUGAUUGUCUAUUGUUGUGACUUAGAUGAUGAUCAGAUCACAUUUUAUGACCAAUUUGUGCAGAAAUCCAUAUCAUUCCAAAGGGUUCACAUACUUUUUCUUGCAACUGUACACUAUGCAUUGGGAUAUAAUUUUUUAUUUUUGUUUUCUCACAAUUUAUAGAUAAUCAUGCUACAUGAGGCAUUUAUCAAUAUGGUAUUAAACGAAAGCUGUAUCUUUCCUUGUGAAAAAGAGUAAAUAAUUUUUACAGGCAACAAAGGAAAACGAAUUAAAGGGACAUGCAUCGCUUGACAAUAAUUUUUUCUAACCCAGCAAGUAAACACUUUUAAACAAACAUACAAGCCAAAAUUAAGCAAGUAACACUUUGAAAAGUAUUUAAUAAACAAUUAUAAACUUGCUAUAAACUUGUCUAUAUUGCCUCUCAACUAGGGGAUUUUAUAAAGCCUCUCUCCUCCUCCCUCUCACCAACUCAUCUCAGUUUCAGACUAGUCCUCUAAUGAUAGAAACAGGGCAUUGUUGUGCAGCAGCAAGAAAGCGAACUCAGACACCGAAGCCUACUCUGUACGAUUACACGCUCUCUCUUCUCCCCCUGUCAUGAUGUUGUACGGUUUGCACAUGUGUAAAUCUGUAGUCAUUCCCAGUGCAAUUUUCCAACAUUAAUAGGUAUAGGACACUGAUUUGUUAGAACAGUGUCGCACUUGGUGUGGCAAUUCAUAUCUCAUGCAUCAUAACACAUUCAGACAAUUGCAAAAUAAUGAGGAGCUCUAAUAGGAUCACUAAUUCACAGAUCAUUUUAUUGUACCUCCUUAAAAAUAUACCUCCCAUCUCCCAUAUCUCAUAUAUACUGGGUUGGGAGGAGGUGUGGCUGAGACAGGGUGUGUGUCAGUGACACACAGUUAUACAUCCUAGACACUCAGAAUAUUUUAUGUGUCGGAGUGUUAUCACAGAGAGCCACAGCAGCAAAAUAUACACUGUGUUUUACUGUAAUGAUUGUUUUAGGAAUAUUGACAUUAUUUUUGCAACUAAUUGCCUUGAUGAAUUGUCACAUUUGAGUCUGCCACAUGUCGCAGCUGAAUCCCCUGAAUCUCCCUGAAUAUCCAGCUACAGAAGACAUCUGAACCAGUGGCGGAACUAAUAUAGAGAGGGCCCUGUGCAAAUUUAUUUUCACAAGGGUGGCCAUAACGUUGAUCUGCAUCUGUAGUAAACUCCCACAAUGCUAACUGGGAUCUGCCAUUUAUCCAUUCCUGCACAUUGUUUUUAGCACUGAUUAGUGUUUGUGUGUUUGAAUGUAAGUAAGUUUUUGCAUGGAGUAUGUCUGAGUGAAUGCAGGGAUGUAUUUGUAUGUAUGUUGGUGUUGGAUUGCAGUUGUGCAUUUAUGUGUAGUGUUGGUUUUUGAAUUCCUGGGUUUUUAUAUAUAAUGUUGGUGUUUUAAAACAGAAGUGUGUUUGCAUGUAGUGUUGAUGUUUGAAUGUAGGGGUGUAUGUGUGUGUUGUGUGUUUGUGUGUUGGUGUGUGAAUGCUAAGACGUAUGCGCAUGUAUGCAUACAUUACCACACACUGAUACACAUACAUACACAGAUAUACACACAGUAAUACACAUACAGACACACAGAAACAUACACUGACACAUAUGCAGAUACACAGAUGCACCAAAACACACAAUGAUACAGAUACACACACAGACACACAGAAAGACACACUGACACACAUACAGACACAAACACUGGCAUACAUAUGGACACACAGAUACAAACACUGACAAAUACAGACACAUGUGCUGUUCUAAAUUUAGAACAUUUUAGCCACCCUCCAGUUUCCUACCUUUUGAAUGCUGACUGUUGCUGUUGGGAGUCAGAGGCUGGCUCUUGCAGUUCACCCCCAUGUUAAAGGGGCCCAGAUGCACAGUUGAAGCACCGCAGUGCACGAUCAGUCCCCUAACAGAUGCCCAUUGGGUUGCCCUAAGUGCAUGGGCUACCUGAUGGGGCCCCCCAGCAUGCAGGCACUGGUGCAGCUGCACCGGCGAUAGUUUCACCACUGCCCUGAACAAUAAAAAGUCACAUAUUUGCCAAAGCAACAAAACCUUAGGCAUGUACCCUCCAAUUCUCUCCAUGUAUGAUAUGUAGUGAUAAAGGAUAAUACGUCUUCACAUGGCUAUGGACCUAUGCAUUGAUUUUCCCAGACAGUAUCUGUGCUACAGCCAUAUUGUUUUCUAAAUUCAUACUGGUAUAUGGCCUGUAGUGGUACACACUUUGUUUCGUUUGGUAUUACAUUAUUACAUUGUAUUGUUUUGUAUAAAGCAUACGUCCCUAAAUUUCAAAAUGCCAGAGGGACAAGUUUAAUAGUGUGAGUGGUUAUGGGUGUAAAAUUGAAUUCACGACUUUUUGCCACAUUUGUUAUUUGAAAAUUCAGAGCAGUUCAGUUUCAUCGCUGUGAAAGGGGUAGAAAGGAAUUUGGACACACAAUAGUGAUUAUUCCUACUAAAGAGGGACAUGGUCUUUUACCAUGAAUUUUGAUAUUAUGUUUCCUUAACCCCUAUAUUUAGCAAAUAGCUUUUUGUGAGGUGUGAAAAAUACAAAUUUGUCCUAGAAAAGGACACCUGCAUACUAACUACCUAUAAUUCAUAAUUUUAGAUGCUACUCUUUAUGAAACAUGGUUAGUUGAAGAGGAGAAUUCAAAACAAAGUUUGUCAUCCACUUCAUUUGCAUUACAUGCCCUGACUGUGCGUGGACUAAACUGGAUUUUUAAUUUUUUUUUAUUUAUUUAGGUUUACAUGCAAUUAUCCUUUACAAAAGGCUAUUGUUCGAAUACCCAAAACAUUUUGACGUAACAAAUAGAUUUUUAGAGUAAUGACUGAACAGAAUAAUGAUGCUUAUCAUUGCAUGAAGAAAAACAACUUAAAGUGGACCUAUAAUUUACUUUGGUUUUCUUUUCUUAUUCCUCCUAUAUCUUAAAGAUUGUACUGCCCUCCAUGCCGCCUUUAUUUAUAUUUAUCUCUUUUCUACCUUGUGCUGGAUCUCAAUAUCUGGGUGCAGACAUUUAAUUCUUCUUUGUCCAUUAAUUCUUCAGUUUCCCUACUGUGUGACUGAAUUUUAACUGAUGGAUUGUGGGUACGUUUGACUGCUGAAACAGAACUUUGCUUUAAGUUCCACCCAUUGUCAAGUUUUGUCAACCUGAUUGCUGGACAUGAGGAAAAGUAGUCCCCAUUUUUAUUUAUAUAUUUAAAGGGACUAUCCAGUGCCAGGAAAACAAACCAGUUUUCCUGGCACUGCAGGAUCCUGCAGUGCUCCCUUCCCUCCCACCCCCAUCCCAGGUUGGAGGGGUUAAAAUCCUUCAGUGACUUACCUGAAUCCAGCGUCGAUGUCUCUCAUGGCUACGCGCGCAUUAGACCUCCCCAUGCUUUUCUAUGGGGAUUCAGGCGACGCUGGAGGUCCUCGUGCAUAGCGUGAGGACAUCCAGUGUCAUUUAAAACAAUUUUCGUGUUCUAAGAAGCCGGAAGUCCCUCUAGUGGCUGUCAGUUAGACAGUUAUAAAAACUGCAAUAAUUACACUUGCAGGGUUAAAGGUGAUGGGAGUUGGCACCCAGACCACUCCAAUGGGCAGAAGUGGUCUGGGUGCCUGGAGUGUCCCUUUAAUGAAAACAAGGGUAUGCAGGAAAUAAAAACCAAUUCAAUCACAGGGAGCUAUACAGAAAAAUAUUAGAUGACGAUUAUUUUUAGUUACAGAGCCUCUUUAACACAGGUUAAAGGUGAUUUUCAAUGUUUUAAUCAAUGGUGUAAUUUCUGGGAAAGUGGCAGUUCCGCUUUAAGAGGUGUGUACAACUUGAACUAUUCUCUUCAUUCUUUAUAACCCUCAUAAAUUAUUUGCUUCCUCUUUGAUUUUUGAGGGAAGGGAUUUUUGCUGCUUAUAGCCAGACAGACAUGAAAACUAUUAAAAAUCCACUAAAGUCACCCAAGCCAUUUAAUCUCAAUGACGUGGUCUGGGUGCAGUGAUCCUAUAGGUUUAAGCCCUGUAAUGUGAAACUAAAAAAAAAAAAAAUUAUUUUAGAAAUCGCAAUGUUUACAUUACAUUAACAGUUAAACACACCUCUAGUGACUAUCAUACUGACUGCAAAUAGAGGCAUUCUCUACUUGAAGCAUUCUCCAAGUAAAAUGCGGUAAUGUGACUGCAGCCCCCAUAGUAAAGCAUUGAUUCAAUGCUUUCCUAUGGAAGAAUUUGCGCUUCACUUCCCCAUGUCUCCUCCACAACACUGCUGGAGUAGGAAAGGUAAGCAGCCAAGGGAACCUCAUAGCUGGAAAAUGGUACGUACUAGUUUUAUCAAUUUCUAUGUCGAGCUGUGGGGGUAGAGAUGGUAACACUAAAGCAUUAGUAGAAAUGCACAUUUGUAUUCCUAAUGCUUUUGUGUUCCUUUAAAUAUUUUUGUGGCUUAACUUCCCUGAUUUCUCCUUGGUACUUUGCUAUAAGAUUGUUUAAUGUCACCUUAUAUUAUCAGGAGACCUUUGAUAUCACUUAUUAGCUUUCCUUUAUAUUAUCUUAAUUACUCUGGCACUGUGUCCUAUAAAGCUCUAAACAUUGUUCAGUUCCUGGAAUAUCUAAUCCAUUGAUGUUUCCAUGAUAUAGCUGCUCCUAAAACCUACCUCUAUUCACUACAUAUCAAGCAUAGUUUUAAUGCUUGUGCUAAAUUUCUUCGUCUCUGAACAAACUGGUCAUAUAUCUAGUGGAACAAAUCAGUUCAACAGAUCACUGAAUAUAUAUUUGUGCGUAGAAUGGCCAUCUCCUGCACUCACUUUUUAUGUCUUUGCUGAUUUUAUAUACCUGCUCCAAAAAAUGUUUAAAUUGUCCAAUAUAUAUAUAUAUUAUUUAAUUAGGAAUAGGUACAAAUAGCCAUUUACAACCAAUAUUUAAAACGGACAGAUGGUGGGCACAAUGUUUUCUAACAUGAUAUGUAAAGGGUACAACAAACGUAACCUACAAGACCUAAUGAACAAAAAGUGAUCAUCAUAUCACGCAAUACAAUUCAUCUCCCUUAAAAUCUGCUUCUUUUUGACAACCCUGAGGACUGAGUAAAGUUAUCUCUGCACCCUGAAUACUAUUCUCCAUAUUAGGCCGAUCCGGAAUAUGUUAAUAAUUUACAAGGAAUACACUAACUUUUUAAAAUAGGAUCUAAUCUAUAAUACGUUCAUCUUUUGAUUUGGUCAAGGAACUCAAGACAAUAUGACCUACUGCGACUUGAUAAGUUAGCCUGUUUUUGCGUACUUAUUGCACAUAUGUCACAUUACUAUUUUCUACAGCAACAUUGCAAAUGUAAUGUUUCUGUGUCAGAUUUUCAGUGCCUUUAUUUUGGUAUAGAUACAUAGAAAAAAAACCUGCACAGUUGAUAAGUCCUAUAAAGGCUUAUUCCAACACCAACAAAUUGAUGUUUAGGCUCAAAAAGAACCUUUCUCAAACAGACGUGGCAUGGGAAUAAUUAAUCCCACACUAUAGUAACCAAAACAACUUUAGCUUAAUGAAGCCGUUUUGGUGUAUAGAUCAUGCUCUUUCGGCCUUACUGCUCAAUUAGCUGCCAUUUAGGAAUUAGUUUUUUGUAUCCCUAGGCACACCUCCCUGUAUGUGACUUACACAAACUUCCUGUAAAGAGUCAUCUAAUGUUUAGUUUUGUUUAAUUUAGAAUUUCUUAUCUCCUGCUCUGUUAAUAUCUUGCUAGACCCUGCAGAAGCCUCUAGGAUUUAAUUAAAGUUCAAUUUACAGAACAGGAGAUUUUUAAAAAAAAACUUUCAAAAUAAGUUACAUCUGAUUGAAAAUUAAAACAUUUUGUUUCCAUGCAGACUGUGUCAGUCACAGCCAGAGAAGGUAUGGCUAGGGCUGCAUAAACAGAAACAAAGUGAUUUAACUCCUAAAUGGCAGAGGAUUAAGCAGUGAGGCUGCAGGGGCAUGUUCUAUACACCAAAACAGCUUCAUUAACCUAAAGUUAUUUUGGUGACUAUAUAAUACCUCUAACUCUAACACUCAUAACAGUGACACCAAAACAGCAUUAUAUUCCCACUACAAUUGUUUCAAUUCUUAAAACGAUGGGUUUUCUGUCUAACUGUAACACACACACACACACAGACAUACAUACAUUCACACACACACAGACAUUGACAGACAUACACACAGACACACACACACAGACAUACAUGCACACACAUACAGAGAUUCAUACAGACACACACACCUUUCCCUGGGGUCCACUGGCUCAGCCUGAUGGGAGUCAGAGUUCCCACUCUGACUCUCUCCUCUCCUUCCUCCCGCGCAGCUCCCGGUGGUUGCUGGCAGGAGUGACUGGGGCAGUCACUUCCUCCCAGCGCAGUCUGACAUCAUCAGACGGCGCCCGGUCGCGCUGUUAAAGCUCUGACUGAGCCCCCUGGAAAUGCAUGGCAUCUGGUGGUCCUAACAGUAUGGGCCACCGGAUAGGCCCCUUCAAUGCGGUUACUUAGAGUGGUGGGCCCGGUUGCAGCUGCGACCCCUGCAGUUCCGCCACUGGGUGGCACCACGCUUUGCACCAUACCCACUACAGCUAUGCUUCCUACUGUUAUAAUAAGUCCGCUGUUUUUAAACAAUCAAUGCAAGAUCCAUGGGGUACUCAAUGAGGCUGAAUUUCCACUCACUCACUGAUGGCUAGUAGCCAAACAGAAAUUCUGAGCACUGGUAGUAAAACAGCCAAAUUCAAGAAUCUAUUUUAUUAAAAAGCUUUAUUUUUCUAAAAUAUUCUUUUACUUUUACAUUUUUUUUUCAUUGUCACCAAAAAAAAUUUUUCCCACAGAGUUCAGUAGAUCUCUUGCUCUUUUUGUAUGAUGGAACCAAUAUCUGAUUAAAUACAGUUUUUUAAUUAAGUGAGUAGAGUGUCAAUCUAUAAAUAAAAUGUCAUAUUUAAAGGAACCAUAUAGCAUUAGUGAGACAAACCUGUAUUCUUAACACUGUAGUGCCCCUGUCCCUAGAGAGAUUCAGAUACAAAAAAAUAUUUUUAAAAACUUUGAACUUACCUUUUUUCCCAGCACUGAGACUCUUUUGGUACUGUUUAGUUUUCCCCAUUCUGCAAUGUCAUUGAAGAGGCAACACUUCCUACAAGUGCAGUGGACAUAUCCAAUGCUUCUCAUGGGAAGGGAUUUAAUUCAAUGCUUUCCUUAGAGCAGAAACGUUGUGUGCCUGGGUUUUACUAUGUAGCAGAAGCAACUCUAGUAGCUGUCUGAAAAACAGCCACUAGAGGUGUGUUCUAUAAACCUGCAGCGUUUUACAUUGCAAGUUAAAAUGACAGGGCCACUACUUUAUUAAGAUGAAGUAGUUUGGGUGAAUUUAGCUGUCACAUAAACAAUUUAAAUAAUAUACCGUACACAUUUUCUCAAAAUCUGCAGGUGACAUUGUUGAUAAAAAAAAUAUCACUCCAAAAGCAGAGUAAAUAAUAUGUAUAUAUAUAUAUAUAUAUAUAUAUAUAUAUAUAUUUAUUUAUUUUACAUUUGGAACCCAAUUUCAAUUUAAAUAAACACUUUAUUCAGGAACAAAACAUAUGUUUAUAUAGCCAUAAAAAUGUCAUUAUAGAUUUAAGGGAGAAAUCUAGGAAAUUGAAUAUUAUUUACAGUAUGUUUAGAAACCGCUAAAUGUUGUUUGUACAAUCCAGUCUGAGAUAUAUAGUGUUUUACAGAUGGUGUUUCUGGAGUGCCAUGCACUUUAGCACAGACUCUCACUGUAAGUAAUCCAGCAAGUAUAAUAAGCUAUUCAUGAAGGCAAGCAGUGCAUUGUGGACCCACAACUAGCACAAAAGACAGCAUUUUCAAGUAUACUCGGUCUAAAAUAUAGGUUAAAAAGUGUAGUUGAUGUCAUGUUGAAACUGCCCUUGACAUACUCCUGAGCAGGGUCUGGUUAGCUCAGUAUGCUUCUUGGUGAUUCAAGAGAAUCAUUUAGGAACUAAGAGACUAUGCUCUCUAUAUUGUGGGACAACUCACAGUAAUGUUUUUUAUGCCACAAGUGCCCUGUUGAACCCUCCCUUCCCCAUAAUAAAGAGUCAAUACAUUUUUAAAUAGUUAGACUUUUUACCUGGGGCACACCAGGUGCCACUCCACGGUUCCUUUAUCAUCUUUCCGUAGCUCUACUGAAUUAAGCCCUACAAUGCUCAUUGGGUCACUGAGUGCAAUCAGCUGACAUUCCUGUAAAAUAACAUUCUGUUUCAUUGCAUUAUUAAAAUAAAAAUACAGUGGAGGAAACAAUAUCAGGUUAAAAAAAAUAUAUAUAUAUAUGAAAAAAGUGUCCAAUGUAUUUUUGGAAUGAUUGGAAAUCAGAGCCGAUGGUCAAGUGACUAAUUAAUAGCUGGUAUGGGGACAGAGUAGGAUUAACCAUAAAGUGACCAUAGGCAGCCACCUAAGGCCCAAAUGAUUAACCAUGAGUUUGAGUGGUCUCAUUUACCAUCCCUAAGUGAAGAAAAUAAGGGGGGGACUGGAAACUAGCUUAGGGCCCUGUGGGGUCGCAAUCCUUCUCAUCAUAGGGGUGAAAGUGGUGACGACUACAAAAAUAUAUCAUGUGAAGAUGGAGAGAUGAAAGCAAAAACCUGCAGAUUAAAACAUUAAUAAUAAUAAAUAAUAAUAUAGAAGGAAUCUCAGAUGCAGACCGAAUAAAUUAGCAAUGUAUUGGGGUGUAAAUCUGUGUUUAUCUUUAUCAACCCUCAGCAUAUCUCUAUUGUAUUGCAUCAUGGGAACUACCAAACCCUUACUGCUUGCCAAUCACCAUCAUUGUUAGCUGUAGAACGUUUCCAAAAUUACAGUUGAAUUUGAAAACAUUCCAUUGUGGUAUCAUAGUAUCUCACCUAAGCAUAACCUCUUUUUAUUCAUUUACAGACACUGCAAAGUGCUACUUGUGUUUCAGUUUGUUUCUUUAUCAUUUAUACAAUCUGUUCUGUCGAAAGUUUUAAUAUGUUGCACCAUAGGGUUCUGAAAUGUUCAUUGGGGCUUGGGGCCUGGUAAGAAAGAUAUGCAAUAUAGUCUUGCAGGCUGGUCGAAAAAACCCAAAAAUUUAUAUAUAUAUAUAUAUAUAUAUAUAUUUUAAUAUCACGGUCCAGCACUCGAGCUUAACAAUAUUUUGAAUGUCAAGGCGCAAUUAUAGCCACAUGACACACAUGUAUAUAUAUCUUAACAUAAUGCACUCAUGGUCUUGCUGAAUAGUGUUUAAGUGUUUUUUAUUCAGAAAAUCUAAGUUUCAGCCCACCACACUGGUCUUUCAUCACGAUAUAUCAAAAUACACUUGGAAUGAAAUUAUAUAUACAGUAUAUAUAUAUAUAUAUAUAUAUAUAUAUAUAUAGAAUAUCAUUCAACAAGUAUAUUAUGCAUUAUAUUUACAUAAUUUGAGGAUUUUAUUAAUUAUAUAUUGUGGGACCUGCCCGACGACCCAGGCAGAAAGUCCAGCUAAUUUAAGCUAAUUUAAGUACUAUAUUUGACCCUGUAACUUUUCAAAAAUGAAAAAAAAGCUGUACUUGGGGGUACUGUUGUACUCCUAAAACAUUGCUGAAUACAAAUAAGAGUAUUUUAGACCAAUAAAAACAUAUGACUAUAAGUUAAAGGCCAGUUUUUGUGUGAAAAAUGCAAAAAAAACAAAUAUGAACACUAACUUUGGCCAGGGAUUGUGACUAAGUUGCUACUAAAAUAGACUGGACAUACCCCAUUUUGAAUACCAUGGGUUGUCUACUUUUGCAAAUGAUAUACCAUGAUUGGGGGGUAAUUUUCAUUCCUGGGCUGCCAUACGCUCUCAAAGGCAACAUAGGCCCAGCAAACCAAUCUAUCAAAUUUCAAUGUGUAAAAACUGAAAUGGUCAAGCCCUAUAUGUAAUCCUGUAACUUUCCAACAUUCCAUAAAAAUCUGUUGUACUCAUGAGACUUCGCUAAACUCAAAUAAGUAUUUUAUUGCACUAAAAGCUAAAAGUAUUUUGACAUUUACUGUUUAAAUGUCACGAAGAACUUGGGGGUCUAGAUGGUGUUUUCCUGACCCUAUAGUGUUCCUUUAAUAGACUUGAAGAGCGCUAUGCUAGUAAUGUUUCUUUUAAUAAUAGGCUUUGAGAAGCAACUGCAUAAUUUAAAAUAAAUAAAUAAAAAAACACUAAUAUCCUCCAGCCCAACCAGUACUUGUAGAGAUCUGGAGCUUCGGCCCUUACAGCCUCCCUCCCCUCCGGCAAUGCCUAUUGAUUGUACUAUUGUCAUAGAUAAAGGUAAAUAAAGGGUUAAAACCUUUGCCCAAGUUUAACCCUCUCAGAGUCCUUCCACGUCUGAGAGGGUUAAAAGCUAACUUCUUCACUCCUGCUUCUGUCAGCAGUCUCUGCAGCUGCUUAUUCUCCUCAUGAAAUGUUACUUUUGUUUUAACCUUGGUAUUCUUAGAUAAGACUUUCUCAAGUAAUUGCUUGUUUUCAUGUAAACAUGCGCAGUAGAGUAAUGUCAUUUUAUAUAUGUAAUGCUUUCCCAGUUAAAGAUGAGAUGAUAUUUGAACUACACGGAGUAAGUCUGUGGUUUUAUUAUCGGUUUUCCAGAGCGCUCGAACACCUAAUAAUUAGGAGCCUCUGGUUAUCUCUUGGAUGAUUUAUCCGUUCUAAAUUUCUAUAUCACUAUUAAUCGAAAAACUGAUGAAACUUUUUAUAUUUAAAAAAAAUAGUACACCCACAUAUAUAUCUUGUAUUGUAACAUAUUUUAAUUCUGUUCUUUUCACAGUUGUCAUGGCAACGGCACCUCAAUUAACUAUUACAACAUUAUCAACAAUAAAUAUAACAACACGGUCACAGGAACAGAUUCUGUAUCAGAGUAAGUAUAUACCUUAAUAUUAGCUCAGACACCUUCUGGGAGCUGACUUCAUAACAAGGGUUAAAGGAAACCUAGAAAGCAUACUGGCAUGUAAUGGUUUCUACAGUUACUUUGACCUUGAUUUACUUUUAAUUACCUUUAAUUCUCACUUUAAUAAAUAAUCCUGAUACUGGAUUGCUGAAAUUAGAUGUGUUUUGCAAAUAAUAGAAAGGAAGAUUUUGCAUUUCUUUUUUGAAUGCGUCAACCUAUACUUUGUUUUUAUAAAAGCAAUGUGUGUCUAUGUAUUGAGGGAAUUAGUUAAUCAUAUAAAGUAUAUUACUACUUUGGCCUUAAAUUGUGAACCUCACUUUGAAUUCCCAAUUUCCACUUUACUAAAUAACCCUAUAAAGAGGCAUAUAGAUUAUAUUUACACAGAGGUGCUACAUGUAAAAUGUCAGGGUUAUUUACCAAAGUAGAAUUGUCAGGAAGUGCAAGAGAAUUUCAAAUUUAAAGGAACACUAUAGUCACCUAAACAGCUUUAGCUUAAAUGAUCACUUUAGGGUAAGGAACACAAACAUGUAUUCCUGACUCUAUAGUGAAAACCCACCAUUUAGGUGGCUUGCCCCCCUCAGAAUGGGUUAAACCAUAGGGAAAGCAUUGGAUUGGCUACAAUCAGCAAGGGUGCGGUGCCAAACCACCCGAAAUAACAAAACUUGUGUCAGUGUCCAAAUAUUUCCAGACUUACCUGUAGCUGAACGUUUGUCCAGUUCUGCUACGUUUGACGUUAAAUGUAAAAUUCACUUUGAAUUUCAAAAAAAAAUUGCACUUUAGUGAAUGACCCUGAUAUUCUUCUAAUCCUCCUAGUAAAACAUUUUCGAAACAACAAAAAAAUACUUGUGAGUGUUUCAUAAAAGUUUCAUCAGUUAUUUUACAUUUUGUCUAGGGAUAGAUAUGCCUCAAGACAGCAUCAAGAUUUGAUAAGUCUCUUAUAAUAUUUUAUACAUCACAUAAUAGUCUUUGAAAUGCAAAACACAGCCAAGACACACAGGACCCAGUUGCCCUUCAGCUUUUUUACACAAUACUGGGUGCAGCACAUACAUUGUUUAUGACUUUAUUAGAUGACUAUGUGCAGAAUGUUUAUUUAUCUGUAGGGCAGUUUGGACGCAUUAGUCCUACUACAGCCUGUCUUAUAUAGGAAAUAAGGUCUCAUUUUUAAAGUAAGGGAAUCACACACAAGUUAAUAAGCAUUUUGAGAGGUGACAAACAUGAGAUCACCAUUGUCAUGCUAAAAAGCUGUUUUCACACUAAAGCAGUCUGCAAGUGUAAUUAUUCAUUUCUGUUUCUAUAGACUUUACACUAUAUAGUAAUAUUUUUGUUUUGGCCAUAAGUUUGAAUGCUGAUUCUUUUUUGAUUGUCUUACAGGUGCAGGUGCAAUAGUUGCUGCCAUUGUCGUCGGUGUCGUUCUUAUAUUUGCACUGGUGCUAAUUAUACUCAAGCUGUACAACAGGUAAAUUUAAUGACUCUUUACCUCUGUUUGCAUUAUGCGUCAGUCCUGAUUUUGAUCAAGAAGCUGAUGCUCAAAGUCAAUCAUCAGCUCAGCAUUCACAAAUUAGCUUGAAAAUUGCUUAUGAAUGUUUUAGAAAUGUGGAGCUACUAAUUUACUCAGAGCCAAUCAGCUAAUCAAAAUACUAACUGUCCAAGCCAGUCCAAGGCUUCUAAUUUGAAGAAUCUGAGAGAAGUUGAAGGAUGGUGCAGAUCUAAAUAGCAUUGGAGAGAAGACUUUAAGGUUAAACCAGUCUCAAAGAAUCUGAGUGUCAUUUGGUUGAUGGAAAUUUUUGGAUGUUGUCGAUGAGUGACUAAUGCUAUUUGUGUACAGCAUGCUUUUAUUACUUUUUGAAUCUUGUUCAUAUCUUCAUUCAAAAAAAAAUAAUCAAAAUUCAUAGCAUUUUCCAUUACUAUAGGGUUACUCAAAGAAUGCUGAAGUGAUUAUGGUUCAAGGAUCCUGUCUGUGCAACAUUUCUGCUAGAAACCCUUUUUUCAAAUGUUUGCAUUUUUAGUGUAUUACCUUAAUAAUUCAUUUAAAAAUAGGGAGCAGUUUUUACUAGUUUAACUUUAAUAUGGGAUCAACGGCAGUAAAAUGUGCAGUUAGGUUAAAUACUGUCAUGUAGGGAACACGUGUGACGACCUCAAUAAUAUCCCGUACAUUAUUUACAAAAAUGAAGAGAUCCUCAGCACAUGGCAAUAAAGGUAUGCGGUUUAUUCAGCCAACAAAGUGACAGACAACGUUUCAACACAUAUAGUCUUUCUCACAAUACAUGUCGAAGCAUUGCCUUUUACUUUAUUGGCUGAAUAAACCUUUGUUGCCAUGUGCUGUGGAUUUUCUUCAUUUUUGUAUUCAUUGUGGCCAGGUUGAACUGGUAUCCUUCCGUCAAGCACUGGCACUUAAAUAGGGAUAGCUUCAAGAGUGCAGACCAUUUCUUUAUUUUCACUUAUAUACAUUUUUUUAUACUAUGUUCUUUUUCUUUCAAUCACCUUUAUAAGCUAUGCAUAUUUCAUUUUAUUUUUUGUCUUAUAACAGACGUACAAGGACAGAAAGAGAGCUGGGUAUGAAAAGCACCAAAAUCACGACUAA